AUGAUUAUGCAUAAAUAUAUAACAAAACGUAAUGCUCCGUCUACUUCUGGUGAACCAGCGAAAAAAAAAUGCAGGUCAUAUAACAAUGAGUAUUUUAAGUAUGGGUUUAUUUCACUUGAUAAUAAGCCGCAAUGUGUUGUUUGCUUUCAAGUUCCAUCUCAAGAAAGUAUGAAACGUUCAAAAUUAAUUCGACAUCUGGAAACAAAUCACCCACUUUUAGUAAAAAAACCAAUUGACUUUUUUGAGCGUAAAUCACUUUUUUUAAAAAAUCAACAAACUUGUAUUCUUAAAUCAAGUCAGAAUAACACCGCAACACUUGAAGCAUCAUAUUUAGUAGCACUUAGGGUAGCUAGGGAAUCAAAGCCGCACACGAUUGCUGAGAACCUCAUUCUACUCGCUGCUAUUGAUAUGGUCAAUAUUAUGAUAGGUGCAGAAGAAGCAAACAAAUUAAAAACUAUUCCACUUUCAAAUGACACAAUAUCAAGACGAAUUAAUAAAAUAUCAUCGGAUGUGCACAAUCAAAUAGUACAAAAUCUAAAAUCAAGUGAGUAUUUUUCUAUUCAGUUUGACGAAUCAACAGACGUAACAAACUUGGCACAAUUUUUAUGUUUUGUUCGCUACGAAUGUGACGGGGCAAUUAAAGAAAAUAUGCUUUUUGCAAAUCAAUACCGGGUCAUGCUACUGGACAAGGUCUUUUUGAAUUAUUUAUUGAAACAACAAAAAAUUAAAAUUUGGAUUGGAACAAAUGUAUUUCAGUGUGUUCUGAUGACGCAAGAGCAAUAAGGGGGAAAAAUAGUGGUUUAAUAGUAAAAUUAAAAGAAUUAAUGCCACAUAUUGAAUGGAUACAUUGUUUUCUUCACAGGCAUUAUCAGCUGAUAAGACAUUACAGAUACAAUUUGCAUCUCCAGAUUUAAAUAAGUUUUGGAUUUCCCGUAAAAAUGAACAUGGAAGUUUGGUAACAGAGGCAUUGGAAAUUUUGAUUCCGUUCGCUACUUUUUAUUUAUGCGAAAAAGGAUUCACAUCCAUGGUGGCAAUAAAAACUAAGUAUAGAAAUCGUUUGUUAUCACUAGAAUUAACUUACUUUUAUAUGUUUCAAAUGUUGAACCACAAAUUAAGCAACUUUUAAAUUUAAAACAAAUUCAAAAAACACACUAAUUAUUUAUUUUUAUGUUUAUUAAUUUUUAAUGUAUAUCCUUAACGGGAUAAUUUUAUUAUUAUUAUUUUAAUUUUUCAAUAAAAAGUCUUAAAUAUUUAAAUUUAAAGGUACAUUUUGUAAAUCAGCGUUUCAUUAUUUUUGACCUGCGCGACCCCGAGUCACGACCCCCUGGUUGAGAAACGCUGGUCUACACAAAUCACANGCCAACUAAGAUGGCACCAGAAAUGGACAUCAUACCACACUAAACUUAACCAAACCAAACAUAAUAUAGAUAAUUGGACGUUUCCCUCAGAAAUACCAAGAAAAUUUGAAGUUAUACUAACAAGACUUAGAAUCGGACACACUCAAAUCUCCCAGUUUUCUAAUGGCCAAGGACGAACCACUAAUAUGGACAGCCUGUGGCGUUCAUGUCACCAUCAAACACAUUUUCACUGAAUGCCGAAUAUACCACGAGAUAUAUAAUACGAGAACAUUUUUCAACCUCACUGAUUCAAUAGCGGAAAUACUACGAAAUAACCGUCAGUCAAUAUCCAACAUCAUCGAAUUCAUCACAGCGGCCAAACUCCAAAUCAAGAUUUAAAAACUUAUAAUAAACUAGAUUAAUUAGAAUAAGUACACAAUAAUAUGUCAUUAUCAUAUACAAUAAUUGUAAACUAACGGCCCAAUGGCCGAGGGCCUAUUUAUUAAUAAAAAAAAAAAUAUAUUAAUGUUAAUUAAUAAUAACGUUUUUAUGCAAACUCUUCGUUAAAUUACCUAUAAAAAAAAAAAAAUCUAGAUUAAACUAUUUUACACUAUUGUUUAACAAGUAAUAUUAUAUUUUUCUAAUGUAACAAGUUUUCUGACAUAAAUAAAUAUUGUUAAAAUGAUAAAUUGGAAAGAUCAAUUUUUUAUUUUUCUUGUUCCGUUUUCUUAACAAUUGAGAAAAACGGAAAAAUUAACGAUAGCAACGGGUUCAAUAUUUUUGAUAUUAUUCUCUAGUUAUUAUAACUAGUUAGGUCUAAGAGAUCUGCAAUUUUCACAGAAUAUUUGAAUUAGCUUUUUCUGGACAUGGUAAAAAUGUUAAAAAGGUAUUUGAAACUUUCAAACAUUUAGUUUUUAUUUGUUUCUAUGAGGAUAAAAUAAUAUUAUUAUCUAUUAAUCGGAGGGGGGGGGCAGGACUGGGCUUCAAAAUAUUGGCCCAUACAGAACCCUAGUGAAGGUAUACCUACUUAAUAAAAUACACUUUUUAUACGAAACGAGAUUAAAUUUCAACAAAAUUAAUUUUUCAUUUUUCUGUGAUUAUAAUAAUUAAUAAUUCAACGGGUAAAUAUAAUUUUUAUAAUAUAUUGUUAAAAAAAAAAAAUAAAUAAAUAUAUGAUAUCGUUGUAUACGUUUUUACCACAAGCCAUUUGCAUAUUUAUCAAUUAAAAUUCCAUCGGCGAUUACAAUGUUAUCGCAACGGGUACAUAAGCAUAUUAAAUAUAAAAAAAAAAACCAUGGAGUCUUAUAUUACAACGAAAUAAAUUAUAAUCACAAAUCGAUGAAUUAAUUUAUGUUUUUAUUUUUUUUAAAUUCCUUUUGAACGAAAAAUCAUAAAUUCAAUUACGUGUCAAACUAUGUAUACAGGGUGAUCAAUCCUCGAUAAUACACUCAUUUUUUAAAAGACACCAUUUACAUUUAUUCGGAUUUUUUUAUUUAUUGGACGAUUUAAGAAACAAACAGCUACAAAGUGUUACCAAAUUAUUUAUCACAGUAUAUAUUGUAUUGGAUUGUUAAUAAAUCGCAUUUAAAUGUGUUUAAAGAAGAAAACGUGCAACCUCUAAUAUUCAAGUGGUUGCCUGUAAGAAAUUUUCUUUAAAUUUUUCGAAAAAUUAAAUUUCAUCAACUUAAAAAUAUCCAAAUACGAUUUCAAAUAUAUUUACAAGUAGAGCUACCUGUGUCAUAUUUAUAUUGUGAAAUCGUAAAAUAAACAAAAGAGUACACAAAAAACAAUAUGCAAGAGCAAAAACUACUCUCCACUUGAAGACUUAGUUAAAAUCAUCAGCUGUUAUAACUGUUAACAAUUAUAACUUUUAUAAUAUUCGAAAAAAUGAAACCAUCGUUGCACACGUUGUACAUGUUCUAUUUAUUUUUUUCCUAUGGUUAUUUGAUUUCCUAAUUAAGUCUGUAACUCAUCAAUUUUUUUCCACCCACAAAAUAGUUUUUAUAGUGGAAUUACGUAAGAAACUCAUGUAUAAUUUUUAAGUAUUUGUGAUUUGCGAAAAAAUGUUCGUCCGCAUGAAAUCAAUUAAAAACUGGAAAACUGGAUCAAAAUAUGUCAAAUGCCCAGGAUAUUGUAUUCCGCAAUUUAAGAAUUCAAUUACGUUUGGAAAAAGCCAAUAUGAGUAUUCUGCGAAAAUUCUAGGUUUUUACGAUUAUUUUUAACCGAAAAGAAAUAAAAGGAAAAUAAAAAUAAAAAAUAAUGAAAUCGUUUUUUCCGUAAACUUUCCAUAGGAAAACCAAUACAUUCCUCGUUACGCUCAGAAUCUAAAAAUAACUAAAUGAUUGCAGGAAUGCAAUGAGGUUGGUUCUGAAGUGCGCUUGAAUGGGUACAGCACUGAGCAUCGGUUGCGGGGUUAGAGAGUGUCGCUUUUCAGAGUAUAUAAGUACAUUUUGUUUUUUUUUUUUUUUAGUUUAGUAUAUAUAUAUUAUAACGUUUUUAAAGGUUUCACGAAACGAAAAAGAAACACGACGGAUUUAAAAAAAAUAAUAAUAACUUAAAACUAUAUACAUAAACGGACUCUGGAUAUUAUAGAUGAACACGUAGAAAACGCAUUACACGCCUUUAACCCGGUAUGCUCCAGUGAAAUUCGAUGUACCUAUAGGCAAUGGUUAGGGGUACGGAGUUUCCCUUUUUAUUUUAAGUGAAAUUAUCCGUCCCCUAUAGUAAUAUUGGCUUGUAGGUACCUAUAUAAUCAGACUGUUUCACUUUAUUUUGACAGAGCUGUCAUAGUAUAAAUGUAAGAUAUUGUUUUUUUGGGAUGGGCAAGUUUAUUUUUAAACCCCAUUAGUAUUUUAGUAGAUUUAACGUGUGUGGGAGGGAGAAAAAUAAUUUGAAAGUUUUGACUACGUGGCCUGUGAGUUUCCAGAAAGUUUCGCGUUUCUUUAUUGUACAGGUUAAUCUAUAACAGCAAAGACGGUUUUCCAUUCGAAGUUUUUCCCACUUAAUCCACUGACUAUAGAUAACUAUGUAGGUAUUGAAAAUUAAAUAAUCGCAAAGGUGCGUGCAUUAAAUGAAUAACAAGGUUACGAUUUUAAUUAUGAUAAGUUUCGGACCCGAAUUAAAUAUACAGUAUUUUUUUAAUAUUAUUCGUAAAUAAUAUUUUUAAAAAAAUAUAUAAAAAACAACUUUUGAACAAAAUCUUUAUAUUUAUCUUUUUCAGUAAAAACUAUAACGAAAAAAAAACAUAAAUCAGAAAAGUUUAUUAUAUUAUUAUUAUUAUUAAAAUUAUUAGCCCAGAGAAAAAAAAAUUAUUUUUUAGGUGACCGUUUUCAUUUUUACUAAUUUGAUUUAAAAAUCUAUACAAUUUAAAACUUUUACAUAUAAUAUCGUCCCAAAAAUGACACGAUACAACAACAAUCUAAUACGAGUAUAUUUUAUCACGUUUUUGCCGCUUGUAUUAUAUUACCGUUAUUUAGAGUAUUAUACCUGUACAGUAUUUUAUAAUUUAUUCGCGCGAAAUGCGAACUUUUAUAAUUAUUUUUUUCAUAAAUCUCCGUCACGAAAUCUUGUACAUAAUUGCAUGCGUUUAAUUUGGAAAAAAAAAAUACUUUAUACACCUAUUACUAUAUACUGUUACACGACCGAAUAUAUAUAAUUUGGCAACCCUGCAGAAUAUUAGAACCGGUUAUAAUAUAGGGACAUUUAUGUAUGUGCAAGGGGAUGAUACGGUUUACCCCUCCCUCUCCCCCACCAAUCAUUGGCUUAAAAGUACAUGAAUACUAUGAGUACUUGUAUAGCAAUUUUAUCUUGACAUUAUAAAGGUAUUUAAACCAAGUUACAUGGAAAAUGAACUCCACAAAUUGACUUUUUCUGGGCUUUUUACAGUUUUAUUUCCCCCUUCUCUCAUUUGAAAUGAUAGCAUCGGAGGAUCUGUGUGACCGUUUCCGCCGAAAUUCGCAUUCAUACUCCUCUACGCAUUGUAUGAUUUAUUAACGAAUCAUGAUACUAUAUCCCAUACCAUUCAAAAUUCCUGAGCACACCACUGCGUACUGAAAUCAAACGUCACGCGCCGUGUCUCCCCCUACCCAAGUUUAAAAGUGAAAUAUCUCAUCAACAGGUUGACGAGAAUCAAUAAUUUCAACACCAAAAUGUAUUUAAACUAAUACUUCGUCUGUUUAUUGAAUUUUUAACAAAGGUUGGGAUUAAACACUCUGUAUAAUGAUGAAACUGUUCCACGAGGACUCAUUUUUCCCAAUUAGAUAAAUUAUUUCAUUCUUGUUUUUAAUACCUAAUUUAUAUUAACUAAAAUUUUAAUUUUUUUAGAUUCUGAAUUUAGCGUAGAGUAUAUUGGUUUACAAAAAUUAUUAUUUUUUUUUUUUUUAUGUGAACACUUACUCUACCAGAAAGCUUAUUCCGAUUAUCAAGUAUAGUACCAUUUCUGAAAGGAAAUGUUCUCUGGGUGGUACUUUAGAAAAAUCGUUUUUUGAAAUUCUAUCACUAUCAACUGAAAUCCGCUCAGAAUCGUUAGCAAUGGUUUAUCGUUGCUUACAGAUACACAUUAAAUGCCCGUCAGUAACCUACCUAUCUAACUUCCCCCCUACAACAUUGGCUGCAUCUGUGUACGAAGUAUGUCCGUCCUUUCUUUACUUUUGUUUUCAUUUUUAAACAAAGGCAUCGAGAAUUGUGUAUAGGUAUCGGGUAUAUCUAGAUUAACGAGUUAAGAAUUCUAAUAUUUCGUUAUAAACAGUAUAUAAUUAAUGAUUAUAAAUAAUUUGUAUUAAUAAUAAUAUUGAUAAAUACUCAAAAUAAUAUAAAUGUAUUUUUUUUUUUUAUUUUUUUUCGUAGGAAAUAGCGGCUAUAUUGAUCAAUUUCGAAAGACACAGCGAAUGGCAAUCAAAAGAGGUGAAAAUAAGGUAAGUUUUACGGUUUUAUUGUUUUAUAUGUAUACAACAUUAUUCGUAUGACCAUACUUUCGUGUAAUUUCGGGAACGACGUAGAAUAACAUGCAUUUCACGAUUGUUUUACAACUCGCACGAAAUCUAAAAUUAAUAUGAACGUUUUUUUUUUUUAUAAUUGGUAGGUAGCUAACCUAACCUACCUAUAGAAAGGAGGUAGCUGUAAUUAUAUACGUUUUGUCAACUAAAUGUAUAUCAUUAUUAUAAUCUUUAUUCGCGUUUUAUUAUACAGAAUAAAUCGUACGAAAAUACAUUUGAAACGGGUAUGACAACGCGGGAGCUUAUCGAAUCGGGCAAAUAAAACUCAAAAAGUGUGUAAAUUAUUAUAUUACUGUAGGGUAUUAUGUAUAUAUGCGUCCGUAUUAUCUCACAUUCACGCGCGCAUUUCUACGAUCAUCCGAAUACGUUUUAUUUGUUUCUGUGAGGGGCGGGGGGGGGGGAAGAACAAAACAAAAAAAAAACCCCCCGUUUUAUUGGGUAAUUUAACGCAAUAACACGUAUAUAAAAUUACCCUGUUCGCAGACUAUUAUACAAUUUAAAGACGUACCUAAUAGUACUUAUAACAGUUCGAAUCGAUAGUGUGCUGGGGCUUCUGAGGUUUUUUUUUUUCCUUUCGUUACUAUUACUUUUACGUAUACAUAUAUACGUAAUAUAAUGCGCGUAGGUUCGCUACGUACACACAUACUCGUAUAACAUUCGCAAUGGAAGUCAUUUCGAACAAUUUAAAACGUAGUUCUCGAUUUUAAAUCGCAGCCGUUAAACUCUUACGUACCGUUCUAGUUAUUACAAUCAAUAUAACUAAUAGAAGUAAUAUGAUACGACGAUCGUAUUCUUAAUUCUUAUCUCUUAUACCUAUAUGAAUUCGAUUUCGAUAUUUUUUUUUUUUCACUCUUCGUCAUAAUAUACAUUUUAUUUAACCCGCCAAUACCGACCAAACAUCGUAUUAUUUUCAAAAGUCGUACACGCGUACAUUAUUUCACCAAUACUUCAACUUUGUAAAUCUGCCUCACGGGCAUACGUGCAAUAAAUGCAGAUAAUCUAAUAUUAUAAUAUUAUUGGACGUUUCUAUAGUCAUGGUAUUAAUGUAAAAUAUUAUAUUGAAAUUUUGAAAUCGGGAUAAAAGUGGGACGCGGUAUGCCUUAUCGUCCCGACUAGUAAGUUUCGUCAAUAAUUCACACUGAUUAAUAUUUUGUUUCAGUAAUAUUUUAAGCAAAUGUUACGAGUGAUCGAGCACUUGGCCGUACAUUUUGUUUAUCUUUACAUUCCAUAAAUUCCAUUUGAGUGUUAAUCUCGUAUACAGAUACGUAGGAAAAAAAAAAUUCGGAAGUUGGGUUAGAGGAAAGUUCAUUAAUAAAAAAAAUUAACAUUUUGAACUCCUGCCCCCAACCUCCUCACUGUAAACGUACUAAUAUUGUGACGUUGUAUGUAACAUCGAUGUUCGAUAGUCGUUUAUUCAUCAAUAAUCAAUUUUAUUGUAAACGACUCGGUACCGUUUUAUAGCGCCAGUUCAAAUUCAAUUUUUAAGAUCAUUUUCGUCUCCAUUUGAGAUAUGCGUUAUCGGUAUGAGCUGAAUGUACAAAUAAAAACUUCAAGUUAAAAACUAAUUAAAAAUAGAAAUUGGACGGUUUUGUAUUUUUGUUUGUUUUUUUUUUUUUUUUUAGUUAAAAGGUUAGGUUGUCGUUUAACUUGUCACCGUGUACCGAAAAAAAAAGAAGGGAUUUGUAAUGAAAAACGGAGGAACAGAAAAUAAGGGACGAUGUAAGGGGUGAGGGUAAGUCGAUGGCGACAACCUUGAACAACUCAGAGGUCGACGACUUGGGUCUAAGGUAGACCACCCUUGCACUAAACUCUUUAAAUAUAUAUAUAACUACAUAAUACAACGAAUCGAUGAUAAUUACAUUCGCUUUAAUAACAAAAUAAAAAACGUUUUGUUUUGUUUUUUUUUAUUUCUUCUUUUUUUUUUUAAUGUUCAAACUUCAAAGCAAUACGAUAAUAAUUAUAAACAUGAACGUGCAAGUCUCCAGAACUGCAGUUCUGUUAUACUGCGUGCGGUAUUUGUGUGCCAUUAUAAAAGAAAAAAAAAAUUAAACAGUUAUAGGUACGGCGUAAUAUUUUGAAAACAGAAAGGGGAAUAACGUUUAUAAAUUAUCGCACGACCAAAUCAACAUUUUUUUUUUUUUUUCUUUAACAUUUCCUAUCUAAUCGAAAGUUUUAAUGGUCAUAAUCGUAUUAUUACUGGUUUCGAUUUAUUCGGAAAAAAUAUUCGUUUAAAAACAAUAAUAAUCACAAAAAAAGAAGAAAAAACCGAAAUCAAACGCAUCGAAAAUCUUUGUAUUUUAAUUAAAAACUGUCUCGUGUGAUAGUUAUUUCUCAUGGCUUUACAAGGUAUGUAAUUAUUAUUAUUUUUAUUUUUUAGACCGAUAUUGACGCUUUUGACAGUACAAUAAUAUUAUUUUCGAUAGGUUAUAUAAGAGCGAAGAGAAUUACAGAAUAUUUUACAAAAUUUUGACAUGUCGUUUUUCCUAUAGAUUUUACUACAAUUUACGGUUAAAGAAAAUUAAAAAUAAAAAUCGUUUUUUUUUUGUUAGAAAUAAUAUACAUGCAUUGGAAGGCUUGCGCACACAAGUAAAAUCCUAUAUUAUGUAAAUAAAUAUAAUCUAAAACCCUUGAGGAUAUUUGGUAAAUCCAGCCAAAAAAUAAAAAUAAUAAUAAACAAAAAAAAAAAAACAAAAACAAAAACAAAUAGAAUCUUUUUCAGGAUGCGCUUUGCCAUUAUUCCGCCAACUGAAAAUAUUUUAUUAUGUGCGGUGUGCAUAAAUCACUUUGUACUGGACUGUCCCUUGUAGAUGACAGUGUGUGUACGUGUGCGUGCGUUUUUAUGCAUUUGUGUAUGUGUACGUGUACACUUGCAAUUUACAUCCGUCCGGCACGAGUGCCUUUUAAAACUUUUACCCUAUAUACGCAUACUGAAGAGCUCUCUACCGAAUUUGAGUUGACUAUUUUUAACAGCUUUAAUACUAAAUAAAAAAAAAAAGGGAGGAUGAAAACACAUUUUCAAGUCCAUUGUCUAAACACAUAUAUUUUUUUUUUACGUUUUUUUAUUAACAUAUUGCCAUUAGAAAUCGUGCCGAUUAUUUUUAAUCGAGUAGUAAACGCUCACAGUUCCAUAAUUACGACUAGAUCGUGCAGUAAAAUGUCAAUAUUUUGUCUAAAGAAAACACAGGCACAAAAUAUUAUUGUGUAUACUUUUUUUUUUUUAAGUAAAGAUAUUAGGUACUCCUUUUUUUUUACAAUAAUGCACUUUAUUUUGUAAAAAAAACAUCAUAUACUGUUAUAAAUCUACUUUUUUUGGCUAUAGACCCAAAAUAUUUAAAUAUAAAUUCCUAUGGGACUAUCAAUACCUACAUUUGAAUGAACUGCCGAAAUUGCCUAUUAAUUUGAAGUGAUGGUAAUUAAAAUUGUAUUUUGACCGUAUGAUCGAAUAGAUUGUUAUUGUUAUUGUUGUAAACAAGGUAACAAAAAAUACUGAUACUGCCGGCACACCGUUUACAGAGAGAAGUUAUACGGGAGGGGGGGAUAUUUAGUGUAAUUUAAGUCUGAACGAAACGAUUAAUCAUUGCUUUUAAAAAACAAUUCUUAGUAGAGUAUUGGUAUUUUACUCUUUGUUACCAAGAUGACCAAAGCAAAAUUUAUACUAAAAAUUACAGGGUUUUUCGAUUUAUUAAGAAAAACCACACAAGUAAAAAAGAUUAUGUUACCAGAGUGCCCAACGUACCAAUUACAUUGAAAAUGCUACAAUGGAGUUUUUAAUUGUAGUAAGAUUUCCUUUAAAAAAGUAUUAAGACACAAACAAAAAUCCUAAAGAUGACAUAAAAAAACAAGAGUUCCAACGAUUAAAAUAAAUUAGAACUUAACAUAACUUCGACCAAAAUAUAUUUAUUUUUUAUCAUUUAUCAAUAAAUUGUCACAUUUGCAUUUUUGAUAAAAAAUAAUACGAAUCAUUCGUAAUUUGAUUAAAUAAAUACAAAAUGUAAAACAAUUUUCAAUUGAUUUGUAUCAUUUUUAAUAAUCUAAAACAAUUUCCGAUUGAAAGAAUAGGCCCGCAGCAAGAUUGAUAUUUAAAUUCAAAUAUAUUAUACAUGUACAUUGUUUUAAACGAAUAUUAUUUCAGUUUAUUUCAAUUGUUUUCUGUAAAAGCAAUUGGUUUGUUUGCUAGCGCUGUAUAGUAGGUACCAUAGAGACAGUAUAAAUGUAUAAAAGUAAUAACUUUUUAUUAUAUAUAUUUUAAAAGCGACAAUAUUUAAAUAAGUCCGUUUAAAUGUUUACUCGGUGUUUUACUUUGUAGUCUGUUUAAAAAAUGAAAAAAUCAUUUUUAGAUAAUAGCGUUAAGAAGAAAAAUAUAAAAUAUUUUAUAUAAAUAUAUGUAUAACUUAUUUAUAAUCGACCUGUUUUAUGCGUUGUUUAGAUAAAAAAAAAAUAUUUAUUUUAUCUAAAUAAGAUAAAUGUAUAGUGUAUUUUAAUAAUAUCUACAGAUAAACAGAACAUCUAUCUAAUUUCUAGACAAUUAAUUUGACUCAAUUUUUUAAUUUUUGAUUUUCGAUCUUUGAUAUUUGGUUUCUUAAUACUCGAAGUAGUUGUUUAAUGUUUAAUACUUUAUUAGUUACUGAUUUUCCAUUUAAUGUUAAAAUAUCUUAAUUUCAGUAUUAAAAUAUAUUCACUUGAAACGCCAACCCCUAUGACAUUAAACAAUCGGUUUUAAAUAUAAAACAGUAUUUAUUAGAUAGGUCUUAUUUUAUGGUUUUAAAUAAAUACAUUUUGGAUUUGGUACAAUGUUUGUUAUUAAUUUUUAACUGUAAAUAAAUAAAUAAAUUAAGAUGUCUUUAUUAAACAUAAUUUAUAAUUCAUUUUCAAAUAGGAGAUACAUACAAAACUAUUGUAUUUUAUAUUUUAACAGGUUUCACAUUUUAUAAAAGGUUUUAAAACCUUAAAACUAAAAUAUUUUCCUUUUAUUAUCUUGUUAAGUCAUUUAUGUAUAUUAUCUGAUCUACAAAAAUUAUCAAUGAAUUAUCUAAAUUGCAAUUAAUGACUUUGAAGUUAACUUGGCACACAACUGUUAUCAUAAAUGAUUUCUGUACAAUAUUGAAAUGAGUAAUUUAUUUUUGCACCGAUCCUAUGCAAUUAGGAGGUGGGCAAAUUGUAUAUUAUUAUAACAAAUAUAAACCAAAGGAAUUAAAUUAUAUUCAAAGAUUUUUUACUUUUUUUUUAAAAAAAAAAGGUGAUGUUGCAUACGAUUAAGCCACUGUUGUGGGGAAGUAGUUUGAACGGUAGAAUAUACAGGAUAAUUUAGUUUUUGUAUACUGUAAGCAACGAUAAAUCAUUCCAAACGAAAUGAUGAUUCUGAGCGGAAAAGUGUAGUCAUAUUUUUUUCGGUUAUUGCUAAUUAUUAAGACUACAAGGAAAAUCAAAAUAUGAACGCGUCAAUUCACUUACUAUAUCCAAAAUUUUACAAGAAAGUACCUAUAAAGUUUUUGGUUAGAGCAAUAUUUCUUGUAGAAAAAUUAUUAUUAUUGACAGACAGGAAAAAAACAUAAAAUCACAGUAAAACCAAUACAUUUAUCACUGCACUCAGAAUCUAAAAUUAUGUACAUUUAGCCGUUACAAUCGAUUUGAUAGUUAAGUUUAUUUAAUUAGGAACGUCUAAUAAAUGACUGAUUUUAAAAAGAAAUAUCCGGUCGUUUUUCUGUCACAUUAUUGGUUGAUGUUCGAUAAUACGCUUUCCAUAAUACUUAUACAAGACACUCGAAUAGAUUCUAUUAGGUUAUCAUAAAUUAUAUCUCGUUCUCCCCCUCUAUCGUUCAUAUAAUAAUAUUUUAUGAUUGUUACGGUGCCAAUAACAAUCGAUCAUUCGUUCGCCAUCGAUCAAAGUGAUCGGACCCCCAUACCCGGAUCCGCAUUAAACGACCAUUCUAUCUUCUUUGAAGUCUCGAAAAUUACUUUUUCUGUUAUAUGAAUAAUACCGUUAUUAUAUUUCUUCAACUUGUGAUAUAAUACAAAUAUUAUCAUAUAUUUAAUAUUUAUACCAUAUAAAGGUGUGUUAGAACGUAUAGAUAUAACAUUUUUAUUUUUAUUUUACAAUCUGUAGAUUAGUUCGAGAUGUAAUGUUUCUUCACUCAUCACUACCCUAGAAAUUUUCUUAGAUUCUAUACAGAAUCUUGUUCCUAUAUCCAACAUAAUUUACCUCAUAUAUAACUUGGCCUUUUUCUACUUAGUUUCCCUUUCAAUUAUACACGUUACCCGUGUAUUAUUCCUUAUGUGAUAUUCUAUCCGUUUCUUUCUCUUUUUCCCUCUUUUAAUGACUUCCUUUCGUUAUUGCGGUAUAUUUUCUCUCCCAAUUAUUAUGAAAACAAUUAGGAAAAUCAAAAACUAACCUUUUCAAUUCACCAUCUAUGUAUAUUGUAAUUUUUUGAUUGGUGUAAGAUUUCUGAUGGAAAAGUCGUUUGGGUACAGGUUAUAAUAAUAAUAAUAAUAAUAAUAACACCAUUGAAUUCCUAGCAUCGUUCAGAAUCUAAAUCUAAUUAUUCAAAUAUCGUCCACAUUUUCGUCACAUUUUUUUUUAUUUAAAUUCGAGUUUUAUUUUGAAUUUGCCAUUCACGUGGUUCGUUAAUAAUCGAACCACACAAACCAUUAAAUCACAAACCAUUGUUCAACUAUUUAAAUUCGUAUUUGUUCUGCUCGGAAUUUAAACGGCUAUUUUUGUGCAAAAAUCAGAUAUUAUUUUCUUCCUCUGUCUUUUUUCCUUCAUUAUACCCCAUAAUAAGAGAUUGUCACUUUCCUAAUAAUUUGUAUACCAAUAGAAUGUGAGCGAUAUAUUUAAUAUUCAAGCCAAAUAAAUGAUUAGUGGAGGAAAACAGUCUCGCCCAUUAAAUCGCAUUAUUUAAUCUAUUGAUUAAAUGAGGUUAAAAAAAAAGAUUAUAUUAUUAUAUAACCUUUGACUAAAAUUAAUUUAAUAAUUAUUCCACUUUAUGGGUAAAAAUGAAUUCGGAUAAUUCCGAAUAUUAUCGUAAUUUUGUUUUAAAAAUCAUGUCGAAACAUUAUUAUGUGUCCACGGUUUCAUAUCGAUUGUUUUGUUCUAACUACCGGAUAAUUAUAUAUUUUAAAAUAAAAUACCUUGCUCAAUGGUAUAAUUUUUUAGAAUAGCCUGAAGUUCAAUAAAAAAAUAAAUUAUUAUUAUUAUUGUUAGGUAUUUUACUAGCUUGUUAUACAACGCUGAAGAUAAACAGUCUUAUCGAUAAAAUAAACAAAACCCUUUUUACUGCCUAGUACCUAGAUUUUUUUGUUGUUUUGUUUAUUUUAUCUAAAGAAAAACAAAGUCAGUGAAUAAUAGAAAUGAUUGAAUUUUUUUUAAAAUUGCUAUUUACGAUCAUCUGUAUUCUUGGCUGGAUUUUUUUUGUCUCAGGCGUUUUUAUUUUUAUCCGUUGGAAUCUAUUCGUAAGCAGAAAUCCGAAUGCGCAGGACAUCGUAAAUCAAAUAUUAUUUCGCGUGGUUUUGUGGGAGUAAUGAAAAAGAACAAAUAUACGUAUACACCAACUAUGUGUACAAAUCUUCAUCGGAUUAGUUUUCAAGAAUUCACGACACUGAUACACUCGUAGAAAUGGAUUGCACGGUAGUAUCGAAGAUUAUCAAGUCAGAAUACAGGAAUAUAUAGCACUGUAUGUUGUAUAUUCAGAUAAUUUAUUAUCCUACUAUAAAAUUCAAUCGUAAUUAUUUUAAACAAGAAAAAUUAAAUUAAAAUUUAACCGUAUACACGAAUUUUAUACGGAAUUUCUGUUUUAGCGAUACGUAAUUGAGUAUUAUAACACUUUCAUUAGUACUUUUAUUAAUCAGUACUUUGUGAAGUUUUUUUUUGGAGAAGAAGAAGAAGAAAAGUAUAUAAUAAAUGCUACCCAGCAAAAAUUCCUAAGUCAAUCGUAAUAUAUUAUAUAAGACUGCGGUAAGAAAAAUGACUUAGACGCGACGAGUUGACCAUGUACGGAGAAGACGAUAAAUUCGCAUCGUUUAUUAUUUUUUGUAAUUGUUUUCCACCGAACGUUAUCUGUUUGUUUUCAACGAUAAUAGACUAUGAUUGCGACGAAUGAAAAGAAAAAAAAAAAAACCGUUACAAUACUGCGGACGAGUUUCACCUCGAAUAUACAUUUUACUUACAUUUUGCGGAGUUACAGUGUUUUACUUACAUUUUGCGGAGUUACAGUGUUUAUGGGUAUUAAUAUAGUACGUUUAUGGGUGUUGUACACAGGUUUCAGCAUAAAAUAUGUUUUUCCUUGAAAGCGAAACGGUGCAAAUAUAUUGGACUUCAAUGUUACGAAUUUUUGACAAUAAGUCCAUUUAUUUUUACCAUUCAAAUAUAAUAUAUUGUAUUAUGUACAUCACACAAUAUUCAAUUUUUAAAAAGUUGUAAUACCUAAGAUUUGGCGAAUAAAAUUAUUUACAUUAAACUGUUAAAUAAUUUCUCUCGGUUUUUUUUUUAUGAAAACUUCAAAAAUUUCCGAGAAAAAAACUGUAAAUAUUCAAUUUAGUUUUUUAAAUUUUCAAAAUAAUCGUAUUUUUUUUUAAAAAAAAAAGAACAAAAAAAAUAAUAAAAUUGAGUGAAAAUCGACCAAAUUAAAACAUACUACGUUUUUGAUUUCGUAAGAAUAAUAGUUAUGUUAGCAAGACACGAAUCGCAUGCUUUCUGUUCAUGUUUGCGAUAUGCAUACCCAUUACGCUGUGUAUGAUUUUUCAAGUUCUCUUUCCAUAUUACCGACAAAUUAAAAUAAAUAUUACCGAAAAAAAAAAAAAAGCUGAUAAUGUUGAUGGGUGUGCCACUGGUUUAAAAAAGUUGUUGAAAGGUUAAAUAUAUCGACUAUUUAAUUUAAACUAUUAAAACGAUAAUAAAACGUUGUUUAAGGUUGUUUCCCUAUUCGGAAAGGUAUCCCAGAAAUCAAUAAAAAUUAUACAACAUAUUAACAGUUAUUCCCAUUUAUUAAAAAAACUACAAAGAGAAUCAAAAACUACCUCUCCUUUAUAUCAUCAUUAUCAAUAAUUCGGCAACAAUAUUUCAAAAGUUUUAGAUUUUUGAUAGAACAAUGUUGUUUACAGUACAGACACAACAAAAAAACACUUCAUAGCAAAACUAAUAUAAUUCUCGGCUAGUAUAGAAUCUAAAAAAACCAACAAACCUUAUUACAGCUUUUAAACUUCCAUAAACACCAAUAAAUUAUUGUUUGUUAUUGGAUGACUCGUUAAUUUACAAAAUAUCCAUCAAAUCAUAAUUUUAUAUCAGGUAUCAGUCGCAUAAAUCACAAUCGUAAAACUUUUUGUGAACAUAUUAUCACAUAUCGGAAAUACACUAUUUCAUUCGCGCAUACGUCAUUUUUCGUAUCGGCGUUUCAACUUGGACUGAUAUUGCGCUACGGUCAAAUGAACCGUAUCAGUUACUAGGUAUAGGUGGUAAAAAAAAAAAAAAAAAAAACAUUUUUGAUCGCGACCGGCGCGGAGGUUUUCUUUAAUAACUUUAAAUGUUACGAGGUUUUUUUUUUUUUUCCUGUAAUUCUACUCCCCGUGAAUAACUAAAACUAGAGUGUUGUUGACUCGGUUUGCAAAAGAGCGUGAAAAAAAACUUUCGUUUUAAAGUUUCCAAAUGAAGUUGAUGUUUUUGCAGCCUUUCGCCCCCGAUUGAAAAGUUUUCGAAUAAACGAGGAAUAAAUAAUUAAAUUGUCACCCGUCAAGAAACUACUCGAGAGACUAUACUAUAGGUACUACUAUACUAUAUACUGUAACGGCGAUUCAGAAGCGAAGAUCAUUCUCUGGCGACUAGUUUUUUUUUUCUUUUUUCUUUGCUCUGCGAACACGCCAGAAACAUUUUAAGUGGUAGCAAUUUUGUAGACGAAAGAGAGGAAACCACGGUCCCUACUUGGGAAACUUGUACACAUUCUAGUAAAUUUCAUUUAAUUUGCAUAUCUUAGAGUUUACGUAUUUAAAGAAAACGUAAGAAGAAGUUUCCCGCGUUUCGUUUCAUUAUAAAUGAUUCACAUCACCACUAUAAAUACAUGAACCCGCAGCUGUUAUUUUUGAAAACACGGUACUAGGUAUACUUACAAUAUUACCGAGAUUUAAAUAAUUUACGAAUGACCGUUGAUCGUUGUGUCACUUGUUUCGUAUAAUCUUUAAAAUCAACCAAAUACAAUAAUAGAAAGAAAAAAUAACGUUAACAAUAAAACUCUGUAAAACAAAUUUACAUUUAACAAUUUCCUCACGCAUAUAUAGGGGAAAAAAUGGACGAAAAUAUUAUCAAAUGUAAAACUUUCUCUAUGUAGUUUGAAAAAUUCAACAUGUACAUUUAUAGAUAUUUACUUUGAAUACGGAUGGGUCUUGUAGUGGCGGGAUUUUGGGCAAUGGAAGUAUUCCGAGGAGGCAAAAGUAACGCAUUACAUCAAACGACAACGGAUACACAAGUAUUGAAAACGAUUAAUUCGUAUACAGAACUAUAGUAGACACAAAUAAUACAUCAUUAUUUUAACAUUCGAAAUAGAACGACGCUAUAAAACGUAUAAGCAAUAACAGUAAUAUUGAUAAUUGAAAAAACAGUGCGUUAUUGGCGAAAAACAUUCAAUACAGAGUACAGCCUGUUCGAGAUCACUAUCGAACAAAACGUAUUCGGUUCAUGUUAUGCUGUGAAAACAUAACCGAGAAUUCAAACAUUUAUUAUUUAGCAUUUGUAGACCCGGUGAUAACAUGUACGAAUAGUGAAUUCAAAGAAAAUGAAUUACGUUAAUUGUGAAAUUCUUGGUUAUGUGUAGUUACAGCAUAAUAAUAAUAUUAUAAUAUACUAUUGUUUACUGAUUUAACUUGGCAAAGCCAUUAAUAUCACUAAUCUCGUGGCAGAAGUAAUAAACUAUUAGCGAGUUGUUUUAUGGGGGUAUUUGGGGCGAACAUAACUCCCCGCGGGUCUGUGAAUAAUGAUAAUUAUUUUUAUGCCCUCGUGAGUUUUUACCAAGUGCCGUUAACGGGCGGACCAUAAAUGCGAAUUUUCAGAGUUGACGACAAGACAAUAAUACUUUAGUAGAUAAUUGAAAAUAUUCAAAGUCCACUAUAAUUGUUAUCGUAAGAGCCCGUUCGCACGAACCCGGGAGAGUCGGCCGUUUUACCGUAUUCGGUUGUUUUAUCGCACGGAACUGUAUGCGGAAAAAUUACGGACUAUUAGGUCGAUUUCGUCAUUCGGUUGUUUCACUGUAAAUCGUUUUCGAUGGGGACGCGCAUAAAAUACGAACGUAUUUCGUUAGAAUGAUAUUUUUUUUCAGUAAAAUAAAUAAUCCGAAACAUUUUUUAGAAAAUUAUUCGUACAGUAUUUUGUAAAGAAAAAUAUUUUGGUCGAAAAUAUAAUAUCAGAAUAAUAUUCGGUACGAAGACAUUUUUAUAGAAAAAUAUUGUUUUAGAACCGUAUUUCGAUAGAAUGUACCACAGAGUUAAUCCGUGGAAAAUACCUAUAAAGGUAAAUGAUAACACUGACGACUCGUAUCAUCUGUUAACCGCUGUUAAUUAACUAUAUAAAUUAGUCAAUAGCAUCAAUUUAUUUUUUAUGCUGUGCAAAACGCACAAAGCUGUUCGGCUGUGCAGCUGUCAGGCUAGUGGCACGCACAUAUUAGAUACGUAAUAAGUCAAUAUAUUAUUUAAUGACUAAUAAGUUGUAGAGCGCACACUAGUGUCCUACGGUAAGACACGGUGGCUUACACAAUAAAUAAGUGUAUCAGUAACCAACCGUUUGUUUUUAGGUUAUCUGCCUACAACUUUACCGCGGCCAUAUAGAUUUAUCUAUAGCCAUGCCGUGGCUUGCGUUUUCAACAGCGCGCUCUAUUUGUAUUUAAUAUAACCAAUUUUCUAACUAAAUACGGUUCUAAUGAAUUAUUUUUCGAACGGUUUAUUAUCGUAUACAAUACUUUUCGGACAAACAACUUUCCCAGUAAAAUAUUAUUCCGUCAUUUUAUUUUCGUAUUAAUUAUUUUUCGACUGAAAUACUUGUGCUGCUCGAAUAAUUUCCCAACGAAAAAUAGAUUACCGUAUACGGUCAUACGGUGGUAAAACCGAUUCGGCCGCCUAUCGUUGCAAAAUGUAUUUAUAUACGUAUUGCAAUCAGACGAACCGGUAUUUCGACCGAUAACGCGUCGAUAUUCGCCGGUGCUUUAUGAUUGCAGCCGACUAGCGCGUAAUGGACGACGACACUGAAACGCUUAUAUAAUAUCAUCAAGACCCGCGGCGUUGCGUGAUGAACCGUCGGAUGUAUACACCGCGGUGGACGGCCGAAAGAGCGAGCGCGGGAUAGGGUAGAAAUACCGCGGUAGUGUCAAUCCGUUGCUGUUUGCGAUACUUGCGGUACCAGUGUUAUGGCGUUUCAAUCCGUCCGGAUGAGCGCACGGGACUGAAAACUGCGCGCGGGUUCGGAAUAUACGGCGGGGUCGCCGCGCGGAUAGCAAUAUACAGCGGGAUCGCCGCGCGGAUCGCAAUAUACAGCGGGGUCGCCGCGCGGGUCGCAAUAUACAGCGGGGUCGCCGCGCGGCAUACGGUAAAACGCCCGUUCGAACGGCCCCGGGCCUGAGGGCAUCCGAGGAUCAUCGGUAACGUGUCCCGGACACGGUAAGAAUCGUGCGAACGGGCUUCAACAAACAGUCGCGAAAUUCGAUCGCGGUCGUCCCCGGUCACCGUCAUUACUGUAUCUAUUGUGUGUCGUCGCGGAACCGCGGAACCAUCGAACUGUCGCGCGACUGCACGCGCGCGUGGUCGCGUCCACCCGCGAGAUCCACCGGCGCGCGUUCGGUCGCGAGUGUUACCUACCGUGGGUGACGGUUAUUUUUUUGGGAAAUUAUUCGGCACGACUUUUACAGGUCCCCACUCCCCCCCAUCCCCACGGCAGCGAAACGAUCGUUGUACGGGACAACGCUGUGUACGGAAUUCGUUACGGAAUCCUGGAAAUUAACGGGUUAUUUAUGCGGGACCGGAGGCGAAAGUAUUGUCAACGCGAGGUCCGGUACGCGAAUUUCGGAGUUUUUAUACACGGCGGGCGAACGGCACUUAUCGAUUAUUUAUAUAUAUAUAUAUUUUUUUUUUUUUUUUUCAUUAAUCCCGCAACCUUUGCGACGUUUAUCGCAUUUCGCGUGGCUUUAUAGCUACAGCGGGACGAUAUAAUGUACGCAUACACAUGUAUAUCCAAAUUUAUUAUUUUUAUUCGGGUACGCGCGCGUGAUGUUCGCCCCGUGCCCGAAACCCAUAAACACUAUUUAAAACGUCGCAUGGUCGUUCAUAAUACAAACGUUGGAUUCGACCGAGUUGAACAAUUCGUCUCCUGUGAAACGGUAUCAACGUGCAAACAUAAUGCACAUUGGCCGUCCGCACGCGGAAAGCGACGGAUAAUCGAAUAAAAUAUUUUUAGUCGAUAAAGACACGAAUAACGGUAAUUAUAUUAUUUUAUUGUACACCAUCGAAAUCAAUAACAUACCUUGUUCUCUCGUAUCGACGGCGUAACGUUUUCGUCCGUGCAGGUUGGAAACCCGAGUCGAUAGAUUUUCGACCGUGUUCCGAUAACGUCUCCGCCGUUGGUAUGAAAACGUGGUUUUCGGACCGUGCAUAGCGAUGGCCGACGAACGCAAAGUUACAGAACGGAAUAUCGACAAUGCGCGCACAUAAAAAAAAAAAAAAAACAAACGAAAAUGUGCAAUACAAAUUCACAUUCCGGUAGAUUAUUGAAGCGAUACAGUGAAUUACCGAAUGAAUAUUCGUCCGCGACGUAUUUCGGCGCAGACUGGGUACACUCUCGGCAUUUCAAUUAAAUGCAAACCGACUGCUGAACGCCAUGACGGACGCGCGGAACAACGAGAGCACCGCGCACCGACAACGGACUGAACCGACUGGGUUUUAUUUUCGACCGCCGUGGAAGGAAAUUUAUCAAUCGCGUUUUGCCUACUCGGAAUAGAUAAAAAUCCCCGGUGUCUCGGCAAUCGUUGUUCUAUUAUUAUUAUUUUCCGAAUUCAAGUACAAUACGAUGAUAAACGACGGUAGGUAUACGAUGCCAGUUAAUGUAUUAUGUAAACGUAUCGUAUAAAUAAAUUUUGCGCGUUACGACAUUUUAGGUUUGAACGCGUACGCCGGCGGCCGAUUAAACGGCCGUUUGGUCGGCAAACCGUGUACCGAGGCCCGUCUGAAUUAGACGUAUAAUAGUCGGGUUUUGAUAUUGCAAAAUGGAAUAUAAUUUGCCGUUGUUUUAACAAUAAAAUAAUUGAAGUACAUAGGAAUACUUCAAAGGUAGAAAAUUUCGUAAUUGAACAAAGUAGAAAAGACCGAACAAAUAACUCACAGGCGUAAAUAUCCAAGUUAUUCUACCUGCUAUACCCACCCCACUACCCCAUCGAUCACAAAUGAAUAUUAUUUGUAAUUAUAAUAGAUGCUACUGCAAUACUGCGCGUGAUACGUUAAACAGGUAUGUCAGCAAGCAUUUACGUGAACAAGCUAUUUAGCUUUACUUUCCAUGGAAUACGAAGCAGCACAACUCCUCGAUAUGAACGAUCUUGUUAACAAUUUUUCACAGGCUAUAGCUUGCAGAGAUUCUCUAUAAUUUCGUUUUAUUUGUAAAAAUAGUGUAAUUUUUUUUUUUUUUUUUUUUAUAAAAGAUUUGUUAGUAUAAAGUGAAUAUAAGUUGGUUAUUAUUUAUCGCAAAUGAAGCGAUCGGUUUUGUAAAUAUGUAAAAAAAAAAAAAAAACCGCAAAUAUGAACUCACUAGGUCAUGGGACAGAUUUUUAGCUCAUCUAGCUGUAAACAAAAGCCAUAGACAAAGUAUACAAUUCAUAUAACUUCUCAUCUUAACUUAUGAGUAUCGGUAAAUAAUGUUAAUCCGAUAACGCCAACAACACUGUACAGUGGCGCAACCAGGAUUUUUCAAAGACGGGGGAAGGCGGUCCAGACAUAAUAAAUGAUUUCGUUGCACGGCAAACUACAAAGUUUUAAAUUAUAUAUUUACGUGUACACCUAACGAUUAAUGAAGUUUCCAUAAUGCUAUAAUGAAAUACUACAAUUAUAUAACUAGCAAAAAAAAAGCAAUUUUUUUCUCAUACAUAGUUUUAUAUUUUUACCUUAGAUACUUAAAAUAAUAACGAUUUUAGUUGUGAAAUCCAACUAGCGUUUUUUCAUUGCCGAUACAUUUACAACUUCUUCAAACGAAACCGAUACAUCUCUAUACAUAUUAAAUUCACAAAAACUUAACGAUCUAAUCUAUUUUACCGAGUUUCUGUUUCUAAAAAUGUUUUAAAAUGUCUAUACCAUAAUUUAUAAAUGACAUACUUACAUAAAAUUCAGAUCAACAUUUUUUCAACGUUUAUAUAGUAUAAGGAGGGGGUGGAUUAUUUUUGAAAAUAAUUUUCUAGCCACAACGUGUCAUAAUAACCAAAUAUAAUAUUAUUGUACUACUAUCGAUUGAAAAAGUUUUGAUUAUAACUGCAUUUGGUCAGUUAUUUAUUUUAUAUCCCCCUCCAUCCUCAACACCCCAAUCCCGUCUUCAGAAGCAAAACCGUUCUGCGCUGUUAUCCACUCUUGUAUGUAUCGAGACGUCGCGGUUUGCGGUAAUAUUUGCUUUGAAGUUUCUCGCGUUUAUUAUCCGUCCCCCUCGAAACGUUCGCGAUAUUAUGAUUUCCAUUAAAGUUUCUAGUGAUGUUUUGUGUGAGUUUCGUAUCCCUAAAUUACUGAGUGUGUUCUUCAUAAUAUUGUGCUGGCAACUCUUUGUACACUUUCAUCCCGUUGUCGCUGUACUAUUUUCGUUCCGAUUAUUCCUCAUAAAGUGCAAUGUUUGACUUUCUAAUCGCUCGCUCUAAAUAUAUAGUUGUUGGCAACAUAUAAUAUAAAUGUAUAUGGCACGGAACAUAUAGGGAUAAUGUAGCUCUAUACUGCAAUCAGCGUAGCAAAAUGUUUUAAACAAGUCCCUAUGUUUAAAACGUUCCAAUAGUUCAAAAAUUAAACUAAAAUCAAUAAUAUAUUCUGAAGUGUGACAAUAAGAUCCCUAAGGGGCAGGUCAGACCCGACCCGAGUUUCGGCCUGACUUAAAUUCGGAUUGGAUUGGGCUGGAUCAUAAUUCAGUUUGGAUAAAAUUCGGGCCAACCAUAAAAUUAUUAAAUAGUUUAUUUAUUUUAUAUUAGAAAUGUAUUGGUUUUACUCGUGUGUUAUUUUCUGUCUUUGAGCAACUUUUCUAGGUAACAAAAAAGAAUUGCUGCAAUCAAAAAAAAUUACAAGAUUUAUUGCAUUUUAAAUCUAAUUGGCGAGUAAAAAAGUCUUUAUAUUUUUGUUAUUUAUUUAUUAUUCCUAGUAGACUUUUAUUUUUCUAGUCUUGUAUUAUUUUAUCAAAUUAUAAACCAUCGCGUAUUUUGUUUACCUGUAUAAUUAUCUAUUUAGUCAGAUUUCUAAGUCAAACUCCGCCGUAGAAAAUAUAAAAACUAUUACUACAAGAUGGAUAUGUUACGUAAAAAUAAUAUAAAUAUAAGCAACCAUAUAAUUAAUUAUACCUACUAGUUAGAUGCAUUGUAAGUAUCGAAAAGCAAUAUUUGAGAAUAUUUUAUUAUCAAUACCAUUGAUUAUAAACAGUAUUUAUAAUCAAUGUUAAUACUAACAGAGUACGCUAUACUUUAUUUCUUUAAAUUCCGUACAACAAGUGUAGAAAUAUUCAUUCAAAUAGUUUAUUGAUCAUAUUACAACAAAUACCGCAAAAAUAAGUCGCGAAAAGUUCGACGAUUUUCCAGUAUUAUGUUUCCAGUAAUUAUUGUUGAAAUCGAAUUAAAAUCGAAAUGUACACCUAAACAGAAAUAAUCGAAUCCGGAGCGUUUCUUAUAUUUGUGAAUAUUGUGAUUCUUGUUGUAAGAACAUUGAAUAAUCGUAAUAUUAAUCGUUAUACGUGAAGUAAUUGAAGAGCUUAGUAGUCAGUGUAACAACUGGUCUUUGUUAUUGUUGCAGUGUUGCACUGAGUCCUUUAAUUUAUCAAAUUUAUCAUUUUUCAAACACAACUAUUUUUUUUGAUGAUGUUAAUAUAAUUUUUUUUUUUUUUUUUUUAUGUAGACAUUUCUGAUGUAGUUCGGUUUUUUCAUUGUUAUAUUCAAUUAAUGUAGACAAUAUUUUAGAUUCCAAGCGUGGCGAAGGAGCUAUUGGUUUAACAAUACUGUUUAUUUCUUUUUUUUUUUUCUAGUUUGUGGACGCGUUUUUUCCUAAUAAACUUGCUCCGAUGUUUAAGUAUAGCACCUUUUUUAAAAGCUCAAGUUGUCUAGAUUGUACUUUAAACAGAUCAUUUUUUGACUUUCAACGCCAUUGUUUAAAUAAAAGCACUUAAGUGGAAAAUAAACGUAGGAAAACGUACAAUUUCACGAUUUUAUUAUUUUAUAAAACAUGGACGACGUUUUCUGCCAGAAAAAACGGUUUAAUAGAAAAAUCACAAGAUACCAUUUUUGUUGCCUUUUUGAUUUACUUUCUAACGGUAUCAUCGCUAAAACUUUUGAGAUUUUAAGGAAUUUUAAUUUUUGGGAGUUUUUUUGUUGUAACUCGGUUAUAAAUACACGUAAAGAUUUGAAACUUGGUAAUAUUACUUAUAUUAGACUUACCUAGAUGUGGUAAAAUCUCCAAAAUCAUUGGACGACUUUUUUAAAUUUUUUUACAAUGGUACUUCAUUUUUUUUUUUUUUUAUACUGCAGACCACUCUUAUCCUAGAAACUUGCUCCGAUGUAAAAGCGUAUAGCAUUUUUUUUUAAAGUCAAUUUUAUCUACUUGGUAAAUACAUAGGUCAUUUUUUGAUUUCCGAAACGGUAUUUAAAAUAAAAACAGGGAAGAAAACUACGAUUUACGUUAUUUUAAAUAAGUACCUACCACGUUUUAUAACACAAUUACGGCUCCAAUUGAACAACGACAAGAGACUAUAUUUUUGUUAAUUUUUUUUUUUUAAUAAGCGUUCUAAAAUCAAAUUUAAUCGAAAAUUGCAAAAAAAAAUUACGGCCCUUCAAAUUAUGUAUUACCGGACUGCGCUCGAAAUCGUUUUUCGUCAAGCAAUGGUUUACCGUUGUUUACCGUUUACUCGAAUACGACACUAUAUUAUGUAAAAUCUAAACGUACGGACAGUAAUGUUAUCCUUUUGUCUCAUCAAUAACAAUCAUUAUAUUUGUUUACCGAAUAUUGAUUUUUAUUAUUGUUUAAUGGGCGUACAACAGUAAAAUAUUUUAGUUUAUCGUGGCGCCACUAGAAGGGGAGGGAGAUAAACAUGGAUCAUGUUUUAUGCUGGCAAUUAUUGUUUUGACUAGGAACCGUUUUUCGAUAACCCCUCAAAAUUAUUACCGUCAGUUGCACUGUUGGUUUGAAUAAGUACCUUCAUUAUUAUGGGUGACAUACGAUUCCGCGCAAUGUAACUUUUUACCUAUACAAGAUUCCUUGAAUUUUUGUCAUACAAUCGAUUUUUUUUUACCCGAGAGGAAAGUAACACGAUUCCACAUAAAUAUUACUGUGACGUUGUCAGAUUUUGAAAAAAAAAUAAGAUAUGAUGUCAGAGAUUUAAUAAAAUGGUGUUACUACCUAAUCUUAAUGGAGAUGACUUUAGGGUUUAAAUCUCGUCAUUUCGAGUAAUUCUGUCCGAAUAAUUUCUACAGACUCACCAUAAACAACUGAUUCGUCACUUACAAUUUUCUCUAAUAACUAUUUUUUUCCUAUUUUAUUUUAUUAGGGGUAUCUCGAAAAAAUAAACGCCAUGCAAUUUUCAACUAAAAAGUGGCGGUCACUAUAAAAGUAGAUCACAUUUACACACACAGAUGAAUCUGUGUUUAUAUUAGUAAACUGUUGAAAUUUGUUUUUAUUAUAAUUGUGUCCUAUUUUGUUUUUUUCCUGUUAUUUUUUAUUUUAAACGACAUACGUGUACGUAUAUUCAAACACAUUGAAUACCUAAUGAAAAUUAAAAUAUCUUCAGUCACUAUUACAUACGCUUUAUUUGACAAGAGUCAUAAAUCGUAAAAUGAUAAGUCUCGAGCCGUUUACAACGCUUGUAUUCAUGUGAGGCCGCUUAGCAGUGUUAAACGUUGGAUUUGAUUAUAUAAAAACCGUACAUUUUAUUGAGCUCUACUUCCCACACAUGUGUUUCAGAUUUCUUUCCGACAUGAUCAUAGGAAUAUUUCUGAAUUAUUCAUAAUAUAGAUAUUUAUACCUAUAAAUUAUCAUAAACUAGCUACAUGUAAUAUUCAAGUGUGUAUGAUCGCUUGGAAUACAAAUUUAAAAAGACGAAAUAAUUAAUAUCUAUAUGAAGUACAAAAACUACCGAUUUUUCUACAACUCGUACAUACAUCAUUUACUCUAUUAUUACAAUGGUUUACUUAACUACUGAACAUAUAUCAAAAUUAUAUUUUGAAACGGCCUCGUACACCAAACGUCUUUAUUAAAAUUUUAGUCUUUGAUGUCUACUACAUCGGAGUUAUAUUAUGUAUUUCAGGCCCAAGAGCGGUUCGAUGUUAUUAUACAGUAGAAAGAAAGUGCGGUACAGGCGUGACGGAUACUGCUGGAAGAAGAGAAAAGACGGCAAGACCACUCGCGAAGAUCACAUGAAGUUAAAAGUUCAAGGGACCGAGGUGAGUUUUACACAAAUCGUGAUACAUUUUAGUGUCCAGCUAUAUUGGCUCGUAGCAUUAGUUCCAGUCAAUUUGAUUUAUAUUUUUUUUAAUUUUUCAAUCAUUAUAUUAUGAAAUCGUUUAAACUUUAUUUUAACAUUAUUUUCAAAUUUGUAUCUCUACUAAUAUACCUUGAAUGAAUUGGACUUUUUGAAUUUUCAAAUACCGAAAUCCGAUUUUAAACGCAGAUUCGAAUUGCAAAUAAUUUUCUAAAAAUAACGUGAUAUGUGCGUAACACUUUUAUCAAAUUAACCGUUUAUGAGUUUAUGGUUUAUAGCGGUUUAAAAUUUAGAUCGGACGACUAGGGAAGUAUUGCCGAUUUAUAAUUUAAGGGCUGUUCUCACCGAAUUUGAUUUUUUACACAUAGUUUAUAAGAUAACCUAUCUAUUGUGGUCAAAGUGUUUAAUAAGAAAUACUCGUUAAAUUAAGAUAACAAAAAUAGUAGGGGCAGACAUUGAAAACAGUGUUACAAUAAAAAGCUUAUAAGGCUCCGUAGUAUGAUUGAAUAAAAUGGAAAUUGAAUUCACUUAGAAUCCCUCAAGGAAAUCGCUGGAUCAUGAUAAAUGGAUUGCCCCGUAUACAAGUGUUUUUAUUUGCAAUGCAGUUUUUGCGAUUUUAUUAUAUUAUGAAAUUCACCGUCGUCGUUUUAUAAACGAUUCUCAUCAAUAUAUUAUAAUAAUAUAUUUUACUAAGUGAUAAAGACACGGUUGUAAUUUAUACGUAUAGGUUUUGGUUUAAUUGUGUAAUUUUUAAAAAAAAAGAAAGAUCGCUCAGAAACUGAAAAUAAAAUUGUUUUUUCUCACGAAUAUUUUAUCAUGUUAUGCAAAAAAUAUUUAACAGUCAAAAAUAAUUCAAAGUAACGUAUUACAUUGCAUUAUUAUUUCCCAUUGUAAAAAAAUCUAAUCGUUCGAGUAUGUGAUACGACAGAGCGUCAUAAUACUAUUUAUAUACUUAGUACGAACUGUACAAUACGUUAUGUAAAAAAAAAGAAAAAAAUACCGGUCAAUAAUGUACAAUAUAUUGAACACCUACGCAAAAAAUACAAUUUAAACGAAUUGAAAAGUAUAAAUUAAAUUUUUGACAGUUUUAUAAUCUAACGUAAAUUUAAUAUUGUUUUAAAAGGGCGUGAUGCCACUCGUAAUUCGACUGUAAAAAAAAAAAAAUGUUUUGGCGCGGGAAUAAACUACUCGGGUUUUACAGACUUAAUUAAAACAUCGAAUUUUCAACCUUAAAGAAAAUUCGCAUUGUGCAACGUUGAUUUUAUUUUUUCGACAUUAAAAAUAAUAAUAAAAAAAAAAAUGAUUAAGUUUUUAAACUCGAACGUAACUUAAUGCAUAACAAGUUCUCUUUAUUGAACGAUUAGCAUUUGGUUGCUAAACAGAGUCCAUAUUGCCCCAUAAACGGUUUUUUGUAACGGUUUUUCUGUAGAUUUCAACAUUACGCGUCAAAUAUUUUUGAUAAUGACAUGAGAGUACGGGACUACGUUAUAAUCAAUGGCGUAUAGUAUCAUAUCUCCUCUUCUUGGAUUUUCAUUUAUUUCAUUCAGUCCUCUAUCGGUACAGUUUUAUUAAUUUAAUCGAUUCAAAUGAAUGAAAUAUUUAGUUAUUAGGCACAUAACGUUAACCCGUAUUCUGGAAGUAAUUUUGAACAAUAUAACCGUAUAACUAUUAAAUUUCCAUUAUGGUUAAAAUUUAACCGAAAAUAUUUGAAAUUGAACACCUCAAAUUAAAUUUAAAAAUUAUUUUUAAUUUGACAUUCAGUUCCCUUUCUCCCCCCUCCCCUUAUGAUUGUGCCACUGGUAAUAAUAAUACGUGCAAAUGUAUUCGAAAAUGAAUUAAAAUUAUUUUCGAUUUAAUAAAAUUUUAUUUUUCCAAAAAUUGUCGACAUCAUCGCCUAGAUUUACGCGCGACUCUUUAAACCGGUACAAUCUAAUCGGCUCCCGUGCAUUGUUUGUUUUUUUUCAAACGGCUCCUAUCGAAAGAGGUUUUAUGAGCAGGCAAAUUCCCAAACGCUCCGAUAGUCAGUACUACUUAUAUUCAUCUCGUACUAAAAUACGUACAGACGUGACACAGAAACCGCUCGUAUCAUAUUUUGAUUUUUGUGAUAACAAAUUCUAUUGAAUCUAUUAAAAUUAUUGGAGUUUAGAUUUUACGUUUCAAGCAUUAAUUUAAAGUAAUAAAAUUGUACAGUAUAUCAAGUGAAAUCGGAAAGAAAUUAUGUUAAUGAAAAAAUAUUAGAUUUCUUUCCACUAAAAAUGCACAAUACACGUAGUUGUAAUUAAUCAAACUAAAGUAAUUAAGAAUAAUAGUAUUAGCGAAAUGUACGGUAGACAUCUGAAAAGUAACCAAUUGCAUUUAGAUGCCGAUGUUUUAAGGAGAAUGAAGAUUAGUAACAGUUUAAAGCGUAAAAAGCUCAAAAAAUACCGACACAUUUUCGUACAUACUUCUUUUGAAACAGUUCUAAGUCUGUAUGAAUUGGGAAGGGAUUAGUGUUGUUAAAAAAACUGGGAGCCGUUUGACAAAUUGACGUAUUUGUACUUACAACUGGAGCCGUUUGGGAAUUUAAUUUUUGAAAAAGGGGAGCCGUUUUGGAAAAAAAAAAAACGUGAGCCAAAUGGACUAUAUAGCCUCUGAAACACGGGAGGCAGCACGCUCCAGUAUUAACGCGCGUAUAUUAUUACUUUCAACUCGGUGAAAAUCUAACGACUAUCUCGUAAAAUUAGGUUUCGCGUCUUGACCUUUUUACACGGACAAUAAACUUUUGAUUGGGCUAUAUAAUAUAACAUAGUAUAUUAUAUAAGCGCGUAGCAAGUAUCGCGUGAAUUUAAUUCGAAAAUCCAAUACACUACGGAGUAAUAUAAACUACGUAGAAAAGUAUAUACGCGUAUUAUAAUAUAGGUGUAUAUGGCGCACUCUUAGAGGACCGAGAUCGUCGCGACCGUGAAAUUUGUUGAAAAAAUAUUUAAACAAAAAUAAAAUCAACACGGCUGCGAAUGAAGUCGCGUGCGAUUUCGUCAACUGUAUACAUGACAUUGUACUUAACAGUUAUCCGGUGCAAUUAUAGUUUACUAAUCAAUUAUCAAUAAUAAAUAAAUAAAACAAUCUGGUUUAAUUUGAUAAAUCAUUUCUAAAAUGUCUAAAUUUUAAUUUAUCUUCAUCUAUAACCUUCUGCUUUUAAAUAUUACAUUCGAUUUUAUGGAUUUUAUACUCUUCACGAGAGCCUUUAUAUUAUAAUAUUUUAAAUUCGAAUAAAAUCCUUUUUUUGACAUUUCCUUUAUUUCCCCGGUAUUAACUGAUUUUUACAAUCGAUCUUAUCAAUUCAAAUUUAAAAACGCGAACUGUUUUCCUUUUUCGGAUUGUAUACGUUUAAUAUUGCUUAACGUCGAUAUUAUAAUAUACACGCGUGUGACGACCAACGACGAACCGAAGAAGUAGAAAAUACCUAUUUUGAUUAACAAAAUUCCCAGCAUAAUAAUAUAUUUGAUGAUACACUGAUGUCGUUAAUAAUAAACGUUUAUGGGAAAACGCAAAAUAUUUAUACAUUAUUUCUAAGUUGUUAGUUACGUUUUAAUAAAUUAUGUAUACAUUUAUAAUAUGUAAUAGGUAAUGACAUUGCGAACAAAUAGUAAAUUGAUACGAUAUGGCAUAAUACGCAUAGCGAAAGUAAAUUCGAUAAAAAUUGUCUUCAAAAGUAACUGUCUUUAAUAAUAUGAAAGGCGAUUUUUUUUUUUUUUUUUAAUUGGUGCCCAUGGCCUGCGGAUGUAGCUUAAUCCGAACCUGAAUUACCGAUGAUGUGUCAACAGUACCAUAGCGACGGUCCUGUUCUGAUUUGGUGCGAUACGGGUAACGUAAUAUAUUCGGGUACACGGACACAUAUUAUUAUAAUAAUGAUAAUAUGAAGGGUACAGAAACCAAAAGUCACUUUUUUUGUCAAACUGAGAAAAGCGUGAUUUUAAUUUCAAAACGUAACAGAUUUUCUUUUUUACAAACUAAAAACUGCGGAUUAAGUGUAAUGUUAAACUUUUUGAAAUGUAGAAACCGCAACACAAUAAUAUCACAGUAUAUCAUUAUUAACCACGGUUAUAAACCAACACGCGUUUGGUUAUCAAUCGACUUACAGUCUGUUUUAGAUUCUGAGUGGAACGAGGAAUGUAUUGGUUUUACAAUGGUGUUUUUUUUUUCUGCUGUCGACAACUUUUCUACCAGAAAUUUUGUUCCAAUUCUUUUUCUGAAAGAAAAUCUGGCCGGUUAGGUUAGGUUACUUUAGGGAGGUUUUGUUUGUUUUUUUGAUUUUUUGAAAAAAACGUAGGAAUAACGGUUCAAAUCGUAGAUACUACGGUAUUUUUUAAAACAUUUACAAACUCCGUUCAUAGUCGUUUUUUCGUUACCAAAGAUUAAUCGUUGCGUACAAAAUGUAUAUGUUAGAUUCCCAUCUACAUAUUUUACCCUCCCAGCUCAUUCUCACCUAUAGCGUACAGAAACGUGUCCGUCUUUUUUAUUUCUCCCCCGUACAGGCCAUAAACUUCAGGCGCUCGUCACUCUCGACCAACCCGGUUCGAUCGCGUAAAAGAUACGGUUGACGUCAAUGCGAGUAAUUGUUUCAUAUUUUUACCGCCGGCAAUAUCGCCGAAAAGGAAACGGGGAAAAAAAAAAAAAAAAAAACAACGAUUAUUGCAAAAUCGUGUACACAAUAAUGUAUCGACGGUCCGCGCGGUUUAUUUACCGGGAAUAUAGUUUAGUCGUAUCGUUUUUUUUCUGAUUCUUCUUCCGCCCGAAAUGCACCGACAUCAAUACCCGCAGGACACCGGUGGACAAUUUUUAUAUUUAUUUAUUUUUUUUUUUACAUCCACUCGUCACGAAUACGCGUUUUCGCGAGUCCCCGGCGACGACGCGACGCACAGCCACCGAUAAAAUAUAGAUACAACAAUAAUAAUAAUAAUAAUAAUAAUAAUAAUAAUAAUGCACCGGCGGUACCGUAGGAAACGAAUAAUGUAAUACACUACCGGGUCGUCGUCGUUUUAAAAUGCAAAAUCAUAUUUGCUCCUUCCGGCGCGAGACUUAUACAUUAUUUCGAGCGUGACAAGUGUCGUUUGAACACGCGCGCGCUGGCGUUUUACGAAAUGUCGCGGGAUAAAAUAUAAUGCAUACAUGCAUACGUAUGCACACAUACGUACGAUAUACGAUUUCGAUUGUAGCGAGUGUAGCGACGUGUCGGGCGAAAAGGAUAAUACCGUGUACACAUAUAAUAAUAAUAAUAAUAAUAAUAAUAAUAUUACGUUGACACGGGUCAAAACGUCGUUUAUUAUCGCGCUCCCUGGACGUUUGCGUGUACAAGCUUCGGCUCUCUCGCGCCCUCCCGCGCUCUCCCGCCCUCUCGCUGACGGUCCGUCCCGCGAAAAAUACCGCCAAAUCUUUCCGAACACUGUCGACCAAACGGCGGCGUAUUGUAUCCCGUGAUUCGAAAUACUUACGUGUAUGUUACGACGACUCGGGCCGAUCUCGCCGUCGUAUUACAUCGCGCUGUAUAAUCCGUCUAUAACGUUAUAUAUUUUUAAAACGCAGUCGCCGCCCGCGGGCUUUCAAACAAGCGGAAACAAUAUUGUACGCGAAAAAUAAAUAACGCGUUGUUCGCCGGAAGCAUAUUGUUAUUAUUAUUAUUAUUAUUAUUAUUAUUAUUAAUACGUAUCUCGGUCGUUUGUGCGAUAUUUUCCAAACGAAUAGUCGAGAAAUCGAAUCGUUAUUGUGUAUUAUAUUAUAUUAUAUUAUUGUGUACUGACGUUUUCUCUCUCUCUCUCUCUCUCAAAACGGUAAAAUAAGUAUAUUGUUAUUUAUAAAACAAAGUCGCUGUCCGCGUCCGAGCGCCUUCGCUACGGUUUUUUCUAGACCGCGCAACGGAUUUCGAUACGGUUUUCGCGGGGUUGUCGUUUGAGCAUCGUCCGUUUACUCGCGCCACAUCAUUUGCGCAUCGACAUAACGGACAAUUGAAAGGUUCAAUAUGUAAACAAUAAACCAAUAAACUGAUAAAUGAUCGGUUGUUUAACCGAUCAUACUUCGCACGAUGUGUGGGCCACCGUUAUAGGCAGGGAUGGAUCCGGGGGGUGGGGGUGUAAAGGCCCAGCCCUCCCCCCCAAAUAUAAUGUUUAUCUAACGUUGUUUAUCCUAACCUAACCUUACGUAUCUGUUGACUGUGAUUACAAUAUUGUAAUUUCGUGUUAUUAAUCGUUGUCAUCACGAGAGUACGCCACGUCGCCACCAAAGUUGGUACCGGACAAUCACAGAUUGUGGUCGAUUAAACUAUAAUGGCACUAUAAAUAGAACAAUAGACAUUAUCAUUAUAUUUGUGUUGUAAAAAACUUGUUAGGCCCCCCCUCCCUAAAUCUUUGCUCUGGAUCCGUGUUUAGUUCUAGGUGCGAAGUUGGGAAGGUAGACGGGAAAUUUAAUGUUUAUCUGUACGCAACAAUUAAUCUACUACUAGCAUUACUAACGCUAAACGAUUCUGAGCGGAAUUCGGUUAUACACGUUUUGAAAAGCCGUAAUAUUUACGGUUUGAAAACAAUAGAUUUCGUACAUUUUCCCGAUUUUCCUUACAUUUUUCUGUUUUCAUUAUUAAUAUUGAUAUUUAUUGGUUAUCUACUGGUAAUAGGUAUGGUAAAUUUAUUGAUUUUUUAAAUAUUUCAAUUGUUUAUCGAGAUCUCGUGUUUUAAAUUUCUCUUAAUUUAAACCGUUAACAACAUACUGGGAGAUUAAAAUGAUACGAAAUUCAUCCGUAACACCCAUAGACAAACACUCUUCUUUGUAAAAUAUAUAAUAAGUCUCUUUGGCCCCAACUCAACCACGGAGUCGCCAAUCGUGGAAAUACGGAAUGCCUUUGUUGUUACGCGAGGACAUAUAGUGAUAACAAAUGCGUAUAAGUGGCGAGGCCCUUUAACCGUAGAAUCAGAUUUGACUAAGAAAUUAAAUUACGAUAACACCAUUGGUACAUUUUCCAAUGAAAUGGCUCGGUGUAAACGUUCGAUUUCAAUUUUCUUCAUUCAAAUUUAAUUAUUACAUGUACAAUAUAAUACAUCCAUUACGCUUUUGUGUAUAAGCGUAAGUAUUUGCGAUGUAUACUCUACAAUAUGUUUUUAGAUUUUUAAUAAAGCGAAACAUUAAAUGCCGCCGAACAUAUUAUUAUUGUAGUCAUCCGGAGACGAAUGCAAUGUAAUAAUAUAAGUGUUGGGGAAAAUCGAUUAUAGGAAUGUACGAUGUAGUGGAUUUUGCCGUUUAUAUUAUAAUACUACUGAAAAGCUCGCGAGGUUUAUUUUAAGUUGUCUUUGCGGUAUAUCUAUGCGACGAAGGCGUAUAUGUUUUUCAUGAUUAUUCAUGUUAAAAUCGUUGGCGGUAGAAGAAACACGGGGUUAAGGUCGGAGAUUUGGCGGGACGGAGUAAUCAGAUUGUGCAUGCCACAAUAAUUGCAUGAGCAUCCGAGAUACGCGUUUUUUUUUUCACGACGGGAAUUAUAUAGAAAAAAAAUAUGCAACCCUCGUGAUUUACAAGUAUACGAAUUAUAAUAUGAUUAUAAUAAAUUCAAAAAUCCCCCCUCUUUUUAUUACGCUCUGUAUAUAUUAUUAUUCGCAAAGAAAUUCCAACAGUUUUAUUAUUGUGAUAAUUUUAUAAUGAUUUCAAUAAACCUCGACGGUUCAAUACGCGCAACAAAAUAAUCCGAAAUGUGUUCGAACGAGGGAAAACGAGUAUAAAGAUUUUAUGUAUUUUUAAACAUCUAUACCUGGAAAGCAAAAAAGUAUUUUAUUUGUCAUUAUAAAAAAGAUUUUGGGUAGUUUAUAUAUAAAUAUAUUUUAUACAUUUAAACUAUACAAUUUUUAAAAAAUACAAUAAUUAUCUCGUGACCAAAUUUACUUUUUUUUUUAUUUGGAGCUAAUAUACACUACCUAGUGUAGUGGGCUGAAGUGCCAACUAUUUGAAUUUAUUAUUGUGAUGCAAUAAUGUUUUAUUUUCGAGAUAAUAUAGGUAGGUACGCUAUAGCAUGGGGCAACGAGCUCUCAAAGUUGGCAUUAAAUCACGGGGCAAAAAAAUAUUUUCCCAAAAUUAAUAUUAUUUUUUAUUAUUGUUUAUCAGACAUAUAAAAAUCAUUUACAUUAUAUUAACAUAAGGUAUUUAUUUAUUUUAAAGUCAUUUUUACAGAAAUAGCUGUUCAAUUUAUUAACAAAAUAAGAAAAAUGUAUUAUUUAAAGUGUUAAAUAAAAUUAGUCUUGGUGUUCGUCAUCAUUGACAUCAUCAUCAUCGUCAUCUUCGUUAUUAUAAUUAUCAUCUGUUGCUAGUGGUUCCAUGAUAAAUUGAGUUCAAUAGACAAAAAAUCGGUAAGUUAUAAAAAAAAAAAUUAAAUUUUCAAAAUUAUAUUGAUUGAUUUAAUAAUGAAUUAUACGGCGGGCUUAUAUUACGACUGCUGUAACUAAAUAAAUGUAAGCCAAAUCACGUGCAUAAACCCGGUUUCCAAUGCAGUACGAACUCCUAUAUUGAUAUAUAUAAUAAUUCGAUAAGAUAAGUAAAUUGGAUAAAUGCUAUUUUUGCCAGCUUUCUAUGCCAUUCGCCCCACUGUGCGCUAUUACGUUAUGACAAUCCAUUAUUCUCUCGUUUAACUUGAUAUAUUUUUUUUAAAUUUUAUAGAUACCUGAAAAUACUGCGUUUUUCCCAUAAGAAAAGUGAUAUGAACCAAAAUAUCAUUUUUCGUGUUACUGCACUCUACCGUUCUGACAAUGCGAUGUAUUCGUAAAGGGAUAAAUUCCAAAAUUGUUCUGAAAACUUAAUUAUUCGGAUCGAUAUUAUAAUAUUAUAAAAUAUUAUGCCCGAUAUAGCAACUGGCGUAUUUAUAUUUUGGGCACGUAAUUCUCAUUAGUUUUCUUAUUAAAUCAUUCCAUCGCCGCAUAACUAUCUAUAAUCAAUUAUUAUUAUUAUUAUUAUCGUUUUUCAUUUUAAAUCCUCAAAUUCAAUUUUGGGUCAUUACCUUUUUUAAUGGCACUUACGAUAGCUCGCCUACUAUCUAAUUUUACGAUAUUGUCAUCUAUGUCAGUUAUACAAUUUUUAAAUAAUAUCUAAUAAACUGCAAUAAAACUUCGAAUUGUAUACCUGUAUAAAAAAAAAGAAACAUAAAAGAAGGAAAGUUUUAUUUCACUCUAGUUUAGCGACAUUCAAAAUUAAAAUUAUUAUUUAUGUUAUAUUGGGCUUAGGGACUUGUAGCUCAAAAACCCCGCAAACGUGUACUCGUUUAAUAUGCUUUAAAAAACAACCGAUGCAAUACAAUUUGAUCGUUACUGCCGGUAAAUGUGAGCCUUAUAUAGCGAGAAAUACUAUAAAUUAAUAAAUGUAUAGUAAAUACUUGAGAAAUAUAAGAUCCCUUAUACCCUUAUAUCCCUUAUCCCGACGACAUCUGUACCAGAAUCAAUUUAAUCUUACUUUUUCCGGACAUUUAGCGUAUCCCCCUGUAUAUUAUUAUACGAAGUGUUCUACGAUGAUCUGUCAUUUGAAAUAACUUUUGUUUUAUUCAAUAUUUUUGGUAUACCGGUAUUUUUUUUAAAAAUUAGUAGGUAUUUUUUUUCAAGUAGGGUUCCUAAAAUAAAAAAAAAAUAAAAAUUUGACUAUAGUGUUUAAGUCAUAAAUAAGAAAAUCCUUGUCAUUUGAUGAGCUCUGAGUUAAUAACAUAUUGAUUACUGAUGAAAUAUUACAAUAGAUUACAAUAGAUUACAAUAGAUCAUAAACUACAGUAAUAUUCACAUUUGUCAAAAAUUCAAAAUAAUUGUAAAAAAUAAAAGGCCGUACCAAAACAAAAGUUUUAGCCACCAAAAAUUUUUAAUUUUUAUUUUAAGUUCUUCCUCCUAAAAUUGUUUUUUUUUUUUUAAUAUAUUAACUUAGAUCGAUACUAAUUAUUUAAAAAAGAAAGUACACUAAAACUAUUGAAUAGAACAAAAGUUUUUUGAAGUGGCAGAUCAUCGUAGGACAUCCUGUAUAUAUAUAAACUAUACAUUCCCGUGAGAUAUUAGGUACCUAUACUCAAUAACUGUGUGUAGUAUAUUACGACGCGUACGAAAACAAAAACAUACAUUUUUCUUUUUUUUUUGGCAAACGAUCCCAAGUUCUAGUAACACAUAUCGUUAUUCCCCAGCUGAGUUAUUUCAUCUCCCCCCACUCUAUUAAUCGUGUUCUCUAGAAGUUUUGACGUUUUCGGACUGAAAUCCCUAUUUCUGUCGAAGUGUCGUCGUAUAUUAUAAUAUUUUAUAAACUGCGACGGUCAGACGAUAUUGUCUACGGCCGCAUCGACGGAUGUGUAACGCACGGUGAACCGAAAGCGACGGAAUACCAUAUAUUAUAAUAUUAUACACGUAUGUAUUUUUUUUUUUUUUGUGUCUAGAAUCAUCUUUCGAUUGCUAUUUUAGAUUAUGAUGUAGGCUAACCUAUCCUACCCAUAUACGUAUUAUUAUUCUAAGAUUUACAUUUCAAAAGGGCAUCUUUCUCCAUACACAAUAAUAAUAUAGCAUAUUAUUUUUAGAUUCUGAACGGAUUGAAAAAAACCGUAUUAUAUUACGGGAUUUACGAUAAUAGUACCUAUAUAAUAUGUAUUUUUCGGGAAACUAUUUUUUCGGUAUUGCGAGAAAUGCAUAACAGUUUACACGCAAAGCACAGUAAAUAUUUCGUACAUAAAUUCUAUUGAAAUAAUUAAUAGAAUUUCGAUUGGUGUAAUGGGACAAAUUUUCAAUAAUAUAAUUACAAUUUAUAAAUAUUGAAUACAUUGAGAAUUAUUGAGAACCGGAUUUUUAAUUUUAUGUAAUGAACAUAAAAAACUAGGCAAACCGUUAGCAAAUUAACAAAUCAAAAAAUGACCUCCUCAUUGCGCCAACUAGAUGCAAACUACAACAAAUAAGGUAGCUCAUUGUUUUUAAAUAGGAAAAAUAUUUCUGGUAGAAAAAUUGUUUGCAGGCAGUAAAAUAAGAACAAAACAUAAUAUCAUAGUAAAGUCAAUACAUUCCUCGCUACGCUCAGAAUCAAAUAAUCAAAAUAAAAUUUAAUGUAUUGUUAAAUUUUUUAAUAAAAAUAUUUAAAAUAUUUGUUUCUUGAAUAUUUCGUACGAUAUUAGGUUUCAACUUAAUUUAAGUUAUUGGAAUUUUCGUAACACGAUAUUACAAGUGUAUAAUGUAUUUUGUAUAAUCUCAUAAUAUUAUUCGAUUCAUUUAUAAUCAAACUUUUACCUUUGUCUAUAAAGAUUUAAGAGGAGUUAUUGAGGCGAAUGUAAAAUUAAGGAAAAAUUCGAAAAUAUUGAGCUUGUUGAUGGAAAUAAAAUAUAAUUUUUUAGAAUUCCAGACGGUUAGUUCGUUACAAAGUAAAUAUAAACGCACAACAUUUUUUUUUUUUUUUAAUACAGCGUUUUAAAAAUAUUGUACGUUCGUUUUGUAGUCUGUUAAUCUAUAUCGUUUAUACCAAAUAAAAUAUUAUGUUGGCACAAAACGCACGUGUAUCGUCUGUAUUUACACCAUGACGUGCCAUUUCCAGUCGGCCGACAGCCAGGCGUGAGAUAUUUUACAAGUGUUAUUGUUUAUAUUUAUUAUUGUGUUUGCGUAAAACUCUUUCCAUGAGGCGUUCUGGAACCGUUGGGUGUGUACUUAGCACUCACACGGAGGGACAGAUACCAACCGAGGUUUAUUUUCGGAAAUUAGUUUUACCGCGAAUUAUUUUUGUCAUACAAUACAAUUAAAAGAAAAAUAAACUCCCGUAUUUAUUGUGUAACACUAUGUGUGUAGUCGUGCUAUUGUUAUACUAGCGAAUCCAACUCGAAUUAUUGUUGUCGAAUGUUUGGGGGAAAAAAAAGAUGAUCGUGCAUUUUGUGUCUGGCACACAAUAAUGUGCAUUAUAAUAUUUAUAUUUAUCUUUUUCCGGCUACUUUUAGAUACUUUUAGCCUCUAGACCAAAUGAACUCAAAACUCGGGAUCUAGAUGUUCUUUUUUUAUAGAUGGAUUGAAGUUACACAAAAUUUGUGUUCAAUUGCAAAUUUAUCAUACUCCCCUUCUGCCUAAACUUAAAAAUCGAAUAUUAUAAUAAACAAUAACACGAAGGUAGUAAAACUGAUAUCGUGGUCCUAACUAGGAGUUAAGUCGCUAACACUCAGAAAUACCGUCGGGUUAAAAUAUGGGAGUUAAGAUUUCCGUUAACUUGGAAUUACCACCUAACUCCAGGUGGUGAAGUGGUUUUUUUUUCGUUAACUCAGGGUUAUCGGUAACUCACACUUGUAACUCUCGAAGGUGAAACCAGCCAUUAAUGAAUUGGCUUAUAUAUAAAAUAACAUGAUUUACUGACCGACUGACUGAUUUAUCAUCACCUAGCUUGAACUACUGGACAGAUCGUGCUGGAAUUUUACAUACAGAUAGCUAUUAUGACGUAGACAUCCACUAAGAAAAGAUUUUUGAAAAUUCAACCGCUAAGGGAGUAAAAUAGGGGUUUUUUAGGCAUUUUUGGUACACAUAUAUAUAUAUUUAUUUAUUUAUUUUUAUUUAUUCAAGGUGACAUUAAUGAUAAUUUGAUUAUCACGGACAAGAAAACUAUUAUUAUUAUUACCAUUAUUUACACUAUAAUCAAGUAACAGCAAAGCAUUGCCGGGUCAGCUAGUAUUAUUAUAUAAUGUCAUAACAGCUAUAACAACAUUGUAUAAUACUAUAAUCUUAAUAAAAUAAAUAUAUUAUAAAGAGGUAAAUAUAGUGUGACUGAACAUUUUGCAUUUUGCCAUUAACAUUUAACCAUUAAAGGCUUAUAUCUAAUAUUAAGUUGCACGAUAAUUUGAUUAACUCGCCCGCGCCUUUGGAGAAAACUAAUAACGCACACGGGUUCUUACUUACCAAGAUAAGAGCAACUUGCACGAUCCGAACUCGCGUUUAGGGUUACGUGCCGUGGGAGACUUUUUCAUUGGAUUCGGCACCGCAAUAACGUCACGGUGUGGCGAGUACGAGAUUUACUUUCCAGCGGCUACGAACACGUUUUUGUCGAUCCGCUCGUCUCCCGACCCGUGUCCAAUUAAAAUUACUCUAAUUUUACGUACGGUGACUCCGCGGAGACGACGAUAUUACGACUUUCUUACGACGGACUUUCGGGCCGGACGCGAGCAACCGAAACUCUUAUUAUAUUAUUGUUACCUAGUUUAAUAUAAGUCUUCCGAAAGUUAUAUUUGCCGGAAUUUAAUUACCCAUAAAACGCAUCUUACGAUUAGUAUAUACCGAAACGAGGAAUUUCGUAAUAUCCAAUUUUGGACAAAUCCGGCGUCUAAUAUAUUAUUUUUAAUUAGGCUGUGUCGGUUUUUCGAAUCUCCUCAGAUUUUGUAAAAUUUAAAAAUUUAAAUCACCGUCUUGAAGAUUUUAAAACAUUGUUGAUUUGAAGGGAAUGAAUACAACUGUUUUACGGACGAAAAGGACUUUGCGGGAAUAGAAAUAACUCAUUGUUAACAUAGUAUUUUCCUACCAUUUUUGUUGUAAUUAUUGAUAAACAACAACAUUGUAUGGAUCGCAUUGAACUCCGAUUUAUUAUUUGAUUUUAAAUAACGGGUAUUAAAAAUUAUAUGGUUAAAAAAGUUAAAAAUUGCCAUUUUUUUUUUUUUAAGAAGUAUUAUAAAGUGUGAUGAGAAAAUACUGAAAAACGCGAGUUCAAUGCGAUCUGUAGGAAGUUUUCCUGUCCCCAACAGAAAAUCAAUCAUCGAAAUCGGACCACUUUAUGAAGCAUGAGUGGCGCUUUUUUGAGCUGAAAACCGCGGUAACAUCCUCUUAGCAUUUUAUACACCAGCUAUUGGACGGAUUAAAAAUUUAAAACGCGUACAAAAUUAUAACAAACGUAUAUAAAAAUUAAAAAUCGACGGACCACGUGUAUGCCACUGUUGUUAGUGAGAACCUGGGGAAGUAGGAUAUAGAGGAAGAUUUAAUUUAUAUCUGUACGCAAAGAUUAAUCUUCGCUAACAUAAAACGACUCUGAGCGGGAGCUCGGUCAAUAUUAUUGCAGCAUUUCAACGAUGUGUAUUCUCACGAACGCGAGUGUUAUAAAAACUUAAUAAAAGCAAAAAGAUAAAUGAAAACAGUUGUCAAUGACAAUCAUAUUUUUAUUAUUUUAAUCUUUUUUUACCCUAAAUAACCAGUUUUUUUCAUUACCUCAAAUAUUAAUGAUUAUAUUAAUUUUAAAAAAAAUGACCUUUAUUAUAAAGUACCAACUGGAGCUAAAAUUCAACAAAAAAGGUAUCUUGUUAUGUUUUGAUUGUAGCAAGAUAUUUAAGAGAAAUGUUGUUUACAGACAGACAACGUAAAUAAAAAAUACACAUCAUAGUAAAAACCAAUGAGGCUUCACUCAAAAUUUAAAAUACCUAUAAAAUAUAAUCUAAUGUGUAGUAAUUUUAUUUUCGAUGAACUUUCUUGUUUUUAGUUUUGAUAACAAUUUUUUUUUUUUCUGUCUAGUGCAUAUAUGGUUGCUACGUACACUCAGCGAUACUUCCAACGUUCCAUAGAAGAUGUUACUGGUUACUGCAAGUGGGUAUUUUUAUAUUAUUUGUAAUAAUUUACCACGUACCUAUAAAAUAUAAGAGAAUUGUUUACAUUUCAUAUUAUCAACUAUAUUAUAGUUAAUAAUAAUAAAAUGAAAUACAAUCUUUAAUCAGUAAAAUUGUAUGUUCACGGAAUAACACCCCCGUGUUAAACAUUUAUCAUCCUUAUUCAAAAAAAAAAAAAAAAUCAAAUUUUAGGUUUAAUUAUUUUGCUAUGAUAAUAAAAAUUGUAAAAAAUAUUAUUUUGACAUAAAUUAAAAAGAUAAUACUUUUAUCAUAUCGUGGCAAUCAAGUUGAAAAAUAUAAUAAAUUUUCAUGUUCAUGUUAAUAUUAGAUGUGGAGUAGUUUAAGUAUUAUAAUAAAUUAACUUAACCUAACCGAACUUAAUGUCUUAACGUCUUCUUUGGUUAUCAACAGAAUCCAGAUAUGGUGUUGGUGCACUAUUUAAACGUACCGUAUCCGGACGAUAACAAGUUGUCGGUGAUUUCUCCGAGCCUCGCAUUAUGGGCCGAUCGUAAAGAGUGGACAAAAGACGAAUUACUAUCUCAGUUAAAACCUAUGUGUAAGUAUUUUACAACAACAAUGACGUGGCUAUAGAGUUUUUGCGAAUAUCAGAGCAUUUUUAAAGAGGUUUUCCAUGUCCAUAUGGACAUACAGUAAAGUCCAUAUCGGACACCAAGUAGAGUAAGAUUUUGCUUACUAUGUGUCCGCUAGGCAAUAAAUGGUAAAUGAUAGAAUUGAUAAAUUUUAUUACAAAAUGUUGUAUUUUCUAUAAAUGGAAUUGGGGCAACUGGGGACAAUCCAAAAGUUAAGAUGGAAGUUUGAUUAUGUGCUAGUGAAUUUGUUUUACGGGUAGAGGGAAUGAACACGUACUGGAUAUUCACUAAAAAAUGGCCUGAUAAACAUAAUAUUAAAAUCGUAAUAUUGAUAAACAAAAUGUCCAUUGUUGUUUUGUUUUUUUUUUCAGUUUACGAAGAAGACCCUGACCUUAACAACGAAAUGGAAGUAUCGGUGAGUAAUAUUAUAGAUAUAACUUGUGGUGCUUCCGCAAAAUUAUAAAUUGGGUCAUUGAGCUCACUUUAAAUAUUAUAAUAAACGCACGCCAGUCUGUAUGCGUUAAGAGGAUAAUAUCACACACUCAACAUUUAAGGACUUAUGCGUAGGCAAUUUUAAUGACAUUUUCGAUUAUAUCUGAAAACGUUUCAACUGAAAUAAAAUUCGAAUUCUCUUUAAAAUAAAUGUAUAAGUAUUUCUUGUGUCAUUAUCACGAAUAGAUUUAUUUCACGAUAAAAUAAUGAAAUGAAAUGGUUACAUAUAAACAAAUAUUUAACAAAUUAUUUAUGUACCUACACUUCAAAAUUUCGGAACACACAUUAUACCAAGGGGAGACUUAUAGCGUGCUCAUUAUUUUGAUAACAUUGCCCAAUAAAGUUGAAGUAUCUAAAUUAAAAAAAAAAACCUUGAAAAAAAAACAUUAAAAAUAAAAAACAAACAUUUAUAUUAAUGUUAACAAAAUAGUAAUCACGACAGGAUAUAUACAGUUCUCCUUUGUGUGUAUAGUGAAAAUCUGGUAAUUCUAUGCAAUAAAUGUAAUGUAAAAAAACGGUCUCGCGCAGUAUAUUUUUACAGACAAAUCACGGGUAGCAUGGCAUCAUUAUUUAUCAUCAUUUAUUGACACUAAUGUCAAAGAAAUACAAAUAUUUAAAUGAAUAACAAAAUUUACAUUUUGGUUCUCUCUUUAAAAAAAAUAUCGUGGUAAAACGAGAGAAUUCCUUCCAAUAAUGUUAUGUGUUAGAUUAAUUUAGUUAUGCGAAAAAAAAUAAACGUAGGAACAAUUAAUAUUUUGACACAAAGGUUAUUAAAGACAAUUAACGAUUUGACAUGCAUCCUAAACUGACUAAAUGAUUUGAAUUUUGAUGUAUGUAUUUAAUUCUAAAGGUAUACGAAAUUUAGGAACUUGUAUUAAUAUUAAGCUAAGUUAUCCAAAUGAAUAUGAAGAAUAGAAAACAGAGUAUAUAAUAAUAUUACAUUAUUCUUUACUUUAAUAUGUUGGACAUAAAAACUUUACAAAACCGUUAACUUGGCUAUUAAUGUAAAAUUAAAAACCAAUUUAUAAUAUAAAUAAAAUAUGGUACCAAACACAGAGUUAUCGAACCGAAAAAUCAUUGAACUCAUUUCAGCUCUGUAGAAUUUGUAAAGCUGUUUAACCACAAAAUAUUUCGAAGACAAUCUCCUCAUUUAAUUUAUUAUAAUUUUGUUAUCACGCAACAAAGUAAUUCAAUUUAAUUUUAGUUUAUUUUAUUUUUUAAUUGAGGCGCUAUUCUGUGGAUACCAUACAAACUAUAGAAUAUAAUUUAAAAAAACUAGUUUCAUCAGUCUCGUCUUCGUUAGAUAAAUUUGAUGAAUUUCAAAUUUCGAUUAACCACCAUCAUAGCUAGAUUAUGGUGAUUCACAGAUCAAAAAUCUUCUUGAAAAAUAUGAUGAUUUAAAUUGUUAAAUUUAAAAGCGAAAUUAUUACUCUUUCUCCAAAAUUAAGAUACCAUAAUUAAUAGCUUUGCAACCGAAUUUUAAUUUUUGGUUUUUACACAUACUACCUAUUAAAGCUUUAACACUAUCAUAACACUGUACAAUUUGAUACGAAUAAAAUCAUUAACUAAUAUACAUAUUUUUUAGGACUUUCCUAUUAAAAUAAUGAAAUUAGUUCACGAAAAGCAAUCUGUUUCAAUAAGUGUAAUUUUACAGAACCUUCAGUCGAUUAUCAAACCAACAAUUUACAAAACUAUUUUUAUGCUACCCGGCACUAGUGAAUACACAAAUUAUUAAUUUAUAUAAUCAGACGUAAUAUCAAUGUCGCAAUAAAGUUUAAUGAAUACGUGCAUAAUAUAUAUAUAUAUAUAUAAAACGACGCAUGUUUUAAUACAAUUAACAUUAUCAGUUAAAAAUUCGAAGUAGAGUAUUGGUUGACAGUGUAUAUUCUAGAUUUUUACUUAAAACUGUUUUUAACAAUUAUUUAUCGAUUUCAAUGACCUCUUCCUCCAAAUCCGGAACACAUAUCCCAUAUUAUAACUAUAUUAUCUAUUGAGCUAUUGCAAAGUAAUAAUAAUUUUAUGAUAUUUUUAAGAUUUAAAAUGUUUUUUAUUGCACCCUGCAUGUGGUUUCCAUCAUAACAUAAUAAAUAUCCCGGUCGCGGUAUUAUUUAUAUUUUUUUUUAAAUGUAAAAAAUAAUAUCCAUAUUGGAACAUUUAAAAAAAAUAUAUAAAUGCACGUCGUUAUUGAAAUGAUAAAAAAAAAAAAACAUUCUACGGUAAAAAAUUAUUAUAUUAUACGGAUAUAAUAAGUUCCCAUAAUAGUACAUUCAUUUUAAUUUGCAUACCGUAUAUGAAAUCAUUGUCCUACAUUUAUUCCUAGUUUUAAUUUAAACGCAAGAAUUAGUAGAUACCUAUCCAAACGAAAAAAAAAAAAAGUUGAGCACAUUAUAGCAUUUAUCUUAUAAAUUUGUUUUUUUCUGUUUUUGUCGAAUUUUCCAUAAAAUAGAGACUAUUGCACCGUAUUGUGCUUGCUGUUAUAUAUAUUACACAUAGGUAAUAUGAAUAGUAUAUAUUAUUUAUAAUAUAUUAUCUUUUUCCAGUUAUUUUUGGAUAUAUGUAGCGGCUCCUUCUGAAUCAAAUUAACUCAAACUCGGAAAUUAGAGUGGUUUUGUUGGCGGUAAUAAAAAUUGGAUUGAAUUUCAAUAUAAAUUUAGUUCUAAUGUUGUGGGCAGACCUAGUUUUUUCACCUUUGUACACCUCUACAGAUAAUUGAAGCCACGGCAACACAAUUUUGUAUAUACACGGUGAUAGUGUCAAACCUUUUUGGAGGUUUAAAAUUUCAACUCCUACUUAUACUAUCUUCUUUUCACAAGUGUUUUAUUUAAUACUUUUUUCGAAAUAAUGUUUUAAAAUUACUAAAUAUUAUACAAUUUUUAUAAGACUUCCACCCUUGUCCCUCGUGCUCUGAUUGGCCAAUAGAACUAGGGGCCAACAUGUGAAAAAAAAAGUUUUUUUUAAAAGUUUUUUCGGAAAUUUUGAUGAAAGUGAAAAUGCCUAAUAAAGUUUAUUUUUGAAGUUUUCAGAAAUCAAAUUUCGUGUACUCCGGAAACCCGGUUUCUGAAACGUUUUAUAAAUCCAAGUUUCAGAUUUUUAAAAUCUAACUUUUUGAUUAUUUGUCUACUAGAAGUCUUGCUAAAAUAUUAAUUGCAGUAAUUUUUUUGAAAAAUUUUGUCUAGCUGAUACGUAUAUGAAAGUUGUUAAUUUUGUGUAGUUUUCUUAAUAAAUGUCAAACCCCGGAAAAAUGUAGGCCAAAUGUUGUAAUUCAUCAAAAUAAUGGUUUUAUUAAUUUUGAUUUUAUUUUUUUGUUGUACCUAAUUUAGGUUAAAAAUAAUUGUAGAAACUUUCGAAACACUUUCGCAGAAUACUUUUAUUUUUUUGCUAUUCAUAAGCGUUUUAAAUUGUUUAGUUUUUAUAAGUUUUAUUUGGUUUUACAUGAAUACAAUUGUUUGGUUGGGUAAAAAUAUAAAAAACAACUAUUUAACGCGAGGUUCAUCAUAAACAUACGUUUUUUUCGGUGGUCAAAACGAUAAUAUUUAGAACAAUAGUAGUGGUUUAUAAGCGAAAAAAUAACUGUGUUUCAAAACAUGUUUAAUUAAAGAAUUCACUCAGAAUCAUAUUUUAUACAGACGGAAAUUAAAUAAUUUUAAUUAGCAUCAUCAGCUCUUUUUUUUGUAUAUUUUUUCGAAAUUAUAUGUUUUAAACUAUUUCAAAAUUAUAUUAGGUAGGUAAGUUAUAUUAUUUGUAUUUCCUAUUUAUUUAUAUAUUAUGUGCACUUCUUUUUAAUGCCUUUUUUACCUUCUUGUCCCUUUUGAUCCCUACGAUGAUCUUUUUUAAAAAUGCAUUAACAAUGAAAUAUAACUAAAUAUUUAAAAAAAUUUAGUUAAUGUAUGCACAUUGUAUAUAUUAUGUAUUAAACUAUACAAUUUGAUAAUUGGAAAUUCUCUACACUCGAUAUCUAAAAUAAAUAAAUAAAAAAUUGGUUUUUUUUUUGCGUUUUUCUAGUAGAUAUAUAUAUUAUGAACGAUCAGUUUCAUUUUAAGCAGUCAAUAUUUAAUAUUUAUAUAUAUUAUUCAUAUAGAUAGGAAGAAAAACUAGAAAAUUUGAAUCAUUCUUAAUUUGUUUUUAUUUUAAGAAAUAGUGACUUUUCAUAAAAAAAAAAAAAAAUGGAAAAGAAAAGAAAAGAAAAGAAAAUACUUUACAUAUUUAGAAGUUCUUUAAUGUAGGUAAACAGUAUACGCAUUUUGAUUACUCGAUAAAUAAUUAAUUUUAAGAAGUAUAGGUAUAUAGUCAGAAUAAUUAUUUAUGUAAAUUAAUGUUAAUGUAUUUAUUUUUUUGUGUAUAUUAAAAUUUUGAAAACGGAAUUUUCACUAAUGGCAUAGUCAAUCGUGACAAUCAAUUAGGAAUAAAAUUAUUUAUACCUUUUUUGUCGUAUCUCUCUUUUAGUUUGUGGCUUUGAAAAAAAUAUAUUCGUUUUACUGUACUGUCUUUUCUUGUAUUUUUAUCAAAAAAUAACAAGAGAUAUUUAUCCGUCAUGUUGCGGCAUUGAUGGUUUAAUUAUAUUCACAUUUAAGUUAGAUUUGAGUUAUUUAUAAAAAGUUAAGCAGAAAUAAUUUUUUUUAUAAGCGUUUAAAUUUCAAAACAUGUAUAACUGAACUUCACCCAGAGUUGUUCUUUUCGUUAGCAAUGGUUUAUAAAUUGCGCACAGAUAUAAAUUAAAUAACUUGAUGUAAUUCUACAUUCCCAACUUUAUUUAUUUAUAGUUAUAAUUUUUUUUUUCUUAACAAUUCGCCAACGUUUUUAUUAUUCGUAGAGUCAAAGUGCUAUCAAUAGAUUACGUUUUCAACUUACGUCCUAAGAACUUUUAUGUAAACCUCACCCAUAUUCUUAUUGUUAAUAUAUGUAACAGAUUGUUGAAUAGUCAAAAUUAAAAAUACAUAAAAAAAAUUAUUUGUAGAGUUUAGUUGAUGCACUGUAAAGGUAAUUAUUUGAUUCGCCUUGUAGUUCUUCUAACAAUUAGAGAAAAUCGAGAAAAACGUAGACAAAAUUGAAAAUGUACGAUAUUUCAUUAUUUUGGAUUUUCUGUUUGUUGCGUAUCGAUGUAAAUAAUAUAGUUCGAUAAAUCACUACAUAUGAAAAACAAUGCUGAGCGGAGUAGUAUUAGUCGUGUGUUUUCACGUUGUUACAUGGGAACUCAAAAAAGAAAAAAAAGAAAACAUGUAUUGACCUACGAGAUAAAUUGCUAAAAUGUCGAUAAAUAUUUCAAUUUCAGAAAAUCUGUAUAUUUUAAGUUACGGCAUGAAAAAAUGUGAGUAUUUUAAUCAACUAUAAAAGUACUUUCCAAGAAAAUAAAAUAAUAACAUAUAUCUUAGUAAAAUUACUUCUUCUCUACACUUAGAGUCUAAAAUUAUUACGCACAAAUAUAAUAUUGCAAUAUUGUAUUAUUCUUACUACAUCGAUUGUUCAAGAAACUUGAUUUUGACGUUAUAUAAAGUUGUUUCCCUCGAGUUGUGUACUGACCCCCUCAAUUUUAUCAUCGAUUAAUAUGCACUGUGCAACCAUAAUAAAGAGAUAUGAUACAAAUUGUUACUUUGAAAUUUGAAUUAUCUUAAAAUAAUAUAGGACAUAAUACACAAAGAUUAUCUAAAACAAGAAACAUUCGACUUGCGUUCAUAAAAAAAUAAAGAAAUUUAUCGCGUCAAUCGAAUUGUAUCCACGAUUUUCUCAUGACGUGAUCAGAGUCACAACAAGCUUUUUCAGCCUCUCGUCACUCAAAAACUGCCUGCUCUCAUAUUAUAGUAUUAUUAUACAGUACAGUUUUGUCCGUCGUAAGACAUUCGAUUAUUAUUUAUCGUGCCUGUGUCCACUAUCGCAGUUCACUUUGAGGUUUUUCGUAAUGGCUCACACAUGUGAUAUUUACUCAUCCGCGAUUAAUCGAAAUACUACUUCUAUAACUUGUGAUGGCUGUAAGAAAAAUACAGCUCAUGGUAGUUGUAUCCUUUCUGUAUCGAUCAGAAAUCUAGUAUGUUAAUGUAAAUGCAAUUUUUUGCCUUUAAACUUUGAUUUGCUUUCAAAAAUUGAUAAUUUGUACGAACUCAUAAUAUUUGAAAAUAAUAAAAUAAAUAAAUUAGUUUUCGAAAUACUCACUGUCGUGAAAAAUCGUAUAUACUGUAAUUCUGAUACUAGUGUAAGGAAGUUAGUGUAUUUAGUGUAAACCUAAACCUCGCUAUGGGCUCACCACCAAAUUCCUUUCGCAGACAAAUAUCAGAAUUUGUAGUCCUGAUAACAGAAAAGUAAGAUAAUAUAUUCAACACACCGUUUGUUUAACUAGCUGUAUUACCCGCGAUCUUAUUCGUGGCUUCAUCUGUGUGCAGUUUACAUGUCUGUAGAGUUUAUUUUAGUCCAAAUAUUGGAGCUUAUUUUUCUCCAAGAGUCUCACGUUACGAAAAAUUUUAACCUCACCUCACAAGGUAUCACUGUAAUAUUAUUAUUUUAAAUCGUCUGUUGAUUACUUAUACAACUUCUUCGUUCUGAUUUAUCUUAUUUUUCAUACAAUUUAAUUUGACAUCAAUUUUCGGUUUUUAAAGAAUUAAUUUUCGAAACCACGAACAAUUUUUAAAAAAAUUGGAAAUCUGGUAAGUUGUAUAGGUUUUAAAGGUUCCAACACUAUGCAUAUUCAUCGUAUAGAACUGGUUCCUGUAUGUCGGGUUAUAUAAAUAGUUAGGGUUUUAAAUUUUGGAAGUAGAUAUUAUUAUUCAAUGGUAGUUUUGGAGGGUGGAAUUAGGAUAGCAGUAAUCCUUCCUGAAAUCUCUCUAAAAGUGCCUCUUUAUUUUAAAACUCCUAGAAGAUAUGAAUUUUAAAAAUUGCCUUUUAUCCCCUCUUUUGUUACAUUUUCAUAUUUUCAAAAAUUCUAACACAUGUUUCUUAAUUUCAAACCAAAAGCAAAAUAGUAAUUUGUAUUGAUUUAAUUUUAAAAAUAGUAGAGUACCUGUAAAGUUGGACUGUACAAUAAGACAUUUUCUGAUAUUAUCAAAUUUAAAUGUACGACGAUUAUUGGUUAACAUAUUAUUAUGCAUUGAAAAGGUACGUUCUACGUCUAUUAACGUUAUCGAUGCAUUUUUAAAAUAAAUAAAAUUUUAUAUUAAUAAAAUAAAAUAAAUAACUAUUAAUUUUAAAUCUUCAGGUAAACCCUCGAAAUUGUCUUGCUUUUCGGAUAACAUUUUGGAAAUUUUAAUCAUCAAUUUAUAAUCCUUAUUUUUCUCCAACACUGUUUCUAUUGUUUUUCCUUGUGUUCCACCUGCUUGGGUUAAUUUUAUUUUUGCAUUUUCUACUAUCGAAGCACUGGUAAUAAUACCAGUAAGUGCCAUUCCUUAUUUUUCAAGACAUGUAAUUGCGUUUGGUAAAAAUGAAAAGUUAGAUUUAAUAAAUACAAGUUGAUUUUGAAUAUAUUGUUUUCCGAUGUAUUUUUGUGGAGUCGAAAUUGAUAGAUAUUGUAUCAUUUUUAUUAAACGAGUUUACAAUCUCAAAAUGUUCGCAAUAAUAAAAGGUAUCUUGAAUUCAUGUAUCCCACCUCGUUAAUACCGGUUCAGGUGGCAGUGGUAAUAAUGGGGCAUAAUCUUUGAAAAUUUGAACGUGAGAUAGGCCCUUUUUAAAGAUUUUUAAAAUACACAUGGUUUCUGCAACGCAUGUGGAGUGAAUCAUGUUUGAGUAUAAUAUUUUUAUUGAAUUUACAAAGUUAAUCAUAUAAGGGUCAAGAACAACAAAACUUCAUCAUGUUUAACUCCGCCAGGCUAUAAUAUAUUCAUCGACUUAUCAAAUAAUUUAAUAUUCGUUGAAUUAUUUUUCAUUUAAUAUUGCUUAGGUUUUUCGGCUGAUUUAUGUUUUUCCAUUUUCUAUGUUACCAAAUAUCGCCUAUCUAUACUUAUUUUUGUUUCACAAAAUUUGCAAAACAAAAUGUUUCCAUCACUUGAAAAAACAUAUUCCCCAAACUUGGUUAUAUAUUGUUUAAUACGCGUAUUGUUCGUUACUAUCGGAAUAUUUAAGCUAGGAGAAUAACGGACGUACAAAAACCACAGCGUGUACGAAAACAAACUGAAUACCUAUUUAAUAUUUUAUCUUUUAAUUACUCAAAUGAUUUCCGUUAAUAAACGAUAAUAAUAAUUUAUAAAUAGAGCUAUAUAGUAUACGCAGAAAUAAUAAGGUAUUUCCCUAUAAUUGUUGCCACGACCAGCUAAUAAUAUUCAAUCUUAUUUUCGUUCUAUUCUAUCUACGAUAGUAUUAACAUUGGUAUUAAUUUACAAGUAAACCAACGUAUGUCACAUAAUGAUUUAAAAUUUAAAAUAUGAAUUGACCAUAACACUUAAAAAUGCGUAAAUAUGCUAAUAAUAACAACUAAAUUGCCAACAUUUGUCAAAUAUGAAUUUUACCUAAAAACCGGUAAAAUAUGCAAUUAAUAUGUUUGUAUUUUAGCUCGUUACGUCUUAAAACAAAUUUAUACAAACUUAGAUUAUUCUACAGCCAUUUUUAAAAAAUAAGUAAGUCCCGAACCCAAGUGAUCACGUUAUCCGCGGCACAAUAUUUUAUCUACAACCGGUUUUUAUGGGGAUUGACAUAAUACACAUACAAAGAUAAUAUAUAAUGUUACCUGCCGUGUUCUAAAAUCAAAACUGAUUAUGAGUAGGCUUGUUUUACGAUAACACCAAUCACCAGUCAUCAUUAAUGCUAUAAUACUAUAAUAAUAAAUUGAUACUUGUCGAGCAUGCGAUAGCGCAUUUACUCUCGUGUAAGGACUCCACGUACAGUUAGGUUAGGUUUAAAAUAUAUUAAUAUGGAUUAGUAUUAAUGACAGAAUCAGGGAUGAGAAUGGUAAUUUAACCUUGAAUAAUGAAGAUAAAGUUGGAAGAUAGAAACAAUAUAUUGAGAAACUAUAAUAAGGAACCGAUGGAAAUGAUGUGCAAAACAGUGGGAUUGCGGAUAAACAUGAUGGGACUAUUCUAAAAGACGAAUAUAAUAAUGUAUUAGAAGAAAUGAGAAGAAAUAAAGGUCUUGGAGUAGAUAAUAAACCUAUAGAACUCAUCCAAAAAUCAAAGGAAACAGUUAAAAAAGAGUUAUUUAAACUUGUCAAGGAAAUAUAUGAAUCAGAAGUCAUCCCUGAAUACCUCCAGAAAAUUAUUAUCAUCCCAAUACCAAAAAAUGCAACCACAGACAAAUGCAAUGACUUCCGUCCACUAAGCCCUAUGGCUCACGCAACAAAAAUACUAGUAAAAGCAAUAUGUAAAAGAAUAGAAAAUAAAAUAGAUGAGCAACUAGGGUGUGACCAGUAUGGCUUUAGGAAGAAUAAAGGGACAAAAGAAGCAGUUAGAAUUGAAUAAAAACACGCUGAUUGUCUUUGGAGACCUAGAAAAGGCAUUUCAUAAAGUGAGCUGGCAAAAAUUAUUCCAGACUCUACAAGUAGGAGUGGAUUACAAGGAUAAAAAAUUAAUACACAGUUUCUACAGAAACCAGACAGCAGAAUAAGAAUAGAAAACAAAUCUGCAACAGCAAAAAUACGGAAAGGCACUAGGCAAGGGUGUCCCAUUUUGCCAAUGAUGUUUAAUAUAUGCGUCGAAAAAUCAAUCCAAAAAAUAAAGGACACGCUCAAUAGACGAAAAAAUAAGAAUGAAAGAGAACUUAUACAAUUGUUUAGAUUCGCUGAAGACAUUGGUUUAGUAACCAAAAACGAAAAAGAAAUGGAAACUACACUAGAAGUGAUGCAGAAGUAUUUUAAAAAAUCGUAGAUAUUACGUCCUUUCAAAACAUUUAUAACUGAACUUCGCUUAGAAUUGUUUUUCAUUCAGAUAUACAUUCAAUUAUCCUCUGUAUUCUACCACCCACCAUGCGAAGUGUAUUCGUCUUUUUUUCGUAUAUUAACACCGUUGUUCAAGUUUUAGUAAUAAAAACAUUUUCAACAAUUUUCUGAUUUUACUAAUAAAUAGGUAAAUGAGCCAAUUUUUAUGUAAACGGCUUAUUAAUUUGUAUUAUGAUAUAUCUUUUUAAAAUAAUAGUAUAACCAGUGGCGUAUUUAGGGAGGCCGAGGAGAGCAAUUGCUCCAGGCAGCACUUUUUUGGGGGCAGCAAAUUUAACUGGGACUUUUUUUUCUAAACAGAUUUAUAAUAAUUUAAGCAGUUGUAAAAAAAAAAAAUUAAAACUAGUUUUUUAAAUAGGUAAAUUAAUGUCAACAAAACGUUCUAUUAAUAUCAAUACAACACAGCUAUUUUGUGAAAUUAAUCUCCACAUUUUUAUAAUAAACGCGCGUGUAUUGGUUUUUUGUUUGUGGUUAGCUGUUCAAAAACAGUACUACCACUCUGAUAAAUUUGUGUUUUUUGAUACCGAAAGUACCAUCUUUUCAAGUGCAUCUUUUCGACAUUAUAAAAUUGGUCAAAAUAUUAUUUUUGUCUUUGGAUUUUCACUUUUUAGUGAAAAAAAUUUACCAGAAAGCAUACCCACAAAAUCGGUGCUAUAUUUAUGUAAUGCCAUGAAAGAUGAUAAUUUACUAGAUAUUUAAAAAAAAAGUUAAUAUUGCAUUCUAAGGGGCAUUUUAACAUUCUAGGGUACUCGAUAGUUUUUUAUACUACAUGAUACUAUUAUCAUAUCAUAUGUAUUGUAAUUUUUUUUAUCCAUAAAAAAAAUUGUCACUAUAAAAAAACUGUGAGGAAGAGGGCAUACAAAAAAUGUAUAACUAGGGCAACAAAAUCCUAAAUAUGCCAUUGAGUAUAACCUAAAACACUUCUAGAACAAAGAAAAACAAUACGUUUUCCAAGAUUUUAUUUUAGGAUAAUAACACUAAUAAGAGAAAAAGAGCGAUUCAAAUAUAUUUGAAAAUUAUAAAUUUAUAAUAAUUAUUUAUUGUGUACGGAAUAAUAAGAAUAAGACUUUGAAUAUAUUAAGACGACGAAAAAGUCAAAAUCAAUUUUACUAUUAAAAUAUCCGUAGAUAUAAUGGCUAUUUUAAAAUGAAACUUGUAUUUCCUUAUUUAAAAAUUCACUCUGUAUUUCGGUAAAAUAAUCACAUGUAAAUAAUAAUAUGAACCACCGCGCGAAGUUGAAAGUUGUCGAUUUAGGACAUAGAAAAUGUCAUUGAGAUAAAAAAACUAACUUCCUAUUUCAUCGUAUAACCGGCAUUCGGAAAAAAUAUCGGCUACUCAUUUUAUUGAUACCAUUACUUUGUUUCGUUUAAAAAAACUCAAAUUUAAAUACUUAAUACAUAUAAAUCGUACAUGAGGGACGUUUUAAGAUCCCUCCUCCCUCUAAAUGUUAGGGAAAUGUAUAAAUAUGUUUUAUAAAUAUCUUAUUCUACUCUAACCUUUUUAUCAUUAAACGGUACGGUCUUUAAAUCGCUCUAAAUAUUUUAUUACAUCUACGAUCGUACUUCCAAAAAUUAUAAUUCAAAGUGCAUUUCUUAAAUUUAUUUUACAUAUCUAAAUGUAUGAUAUUUAAGAGAACGCACUACCUCGGGCGCUUUAAAGAAUUUCAUUGAGGCAACUUUCUUGCCAUCUCUGGAAAAUUUAAAUUGUAUCAACUCUAAAAUAUUCAAAUUCACUUUUAAAUACAUAAACAAUUUAGUUCCGAAUAUUAAGCAUAUUCAUUGUGUAGUCGUGGAAUAGGCAAACAUUUUUACGGCGAAACAAUUUUACGCGAAAAAAAUCUUCUUUGACUUGACUCUACAUUCGACUAAGAAACUGAAUUUUCAUUAAAAGAGAAAACAUGACAAAAAAAAAAAAAAAACACGCACUGUGCAACGUUGAUUUUAACUUAUCGAUAUCAUUAGCACUAAAAUACUACUAUCAGAUUUCAGAACAAUAAUAACUUAUUAUAGUAGAAAUUUAGUAUUUUAAUUAGCUCUAUAGCCCGAGUAGUUUUUUCCCAUGUAAAACAGUUUUGUACAGUUGAAUUGCGGUUGGUAACAUUAUUAUCCUAAUAGUGUUUAGAUAUAUUCAAUAUUAUAGUUUUUUUUUUUUUGUUACUUAUUAACAUGAUACGUAAUAUUUGUAUUAACAAACAUUUAAUUCUUCAUAAUAUAAACGCGACAUUACAGUUUGGUACAACAAAAGAGAUUUUAGGUAAACUUUUUGUUGAUUAUCUAGGUCCUAGGACCAACUGUUUUCAAUAUGUUGAUAGAAAACAUGAUUAUCAAUGCAAUAUAAUUAUUUAUUUUGAUAAUUUAUCAGAAAACUUAUAAAUUAAUUUUAGUAAAUGAACUGUGUAAUAUUAUAUAGUGUUAUAAUAAAAGUCAAUAUUAUCGGUGUAAUCGGUUUUAUUUUUUAAUUUUAUAUAUGAAUCAUUUGUUGUAACGCAUUUGCCCCGCCACAAUGUUUGCAUAAUAUUGGAGUAAAUUGAUUUAAAUGUUUAUAUUGUAAUUUAUUGGUUUUAAUAAAAAAAACAAAAAUACAUAAUGUACGUACUAUAAUUAUAUUGUUAUUCGACAUUUGCCACCUUUAAGUAAAACUAUACUGUUUAUAGUUUCGGAUUAGGUUAGAAAUUAUUGAUCUUAUACCUGUGUACAAUAACGAACCGUUUUCCUUUUCGAUUUGCGUGUGUAUUUUUUUUUUAAAAGAAGAAUCGCCCAAAAGUUUUAUACACCAUUACAACAACAACAUUAUCCAUGUACCUACUCGUAUACACUAUAAAUAUAUACAUGAAACCGAAUAAUACAAACAGUAUGUUUGAAAGUACGUGAAAGAGAUCAAUUCCCGAAUAAUGUCACUGUAGGUUUUCUGUAAAUUGAGAAAAACAACUACCGGGAGAAUCGCUUUAAUAACUACGUGAUUUACGAUGUACCAUUUUUUUUUUUCGAACAAAACAAAAUCGAUUUUAGUAGUUAUUUUUGUAGCGAUUCAAAAAGUUUUAAUACCAGAAACUCGAUAUACUUAUAAAAUAUCGAUGACUUGGUGCAAACAAAGCCAGUGUUGCAAAAAAAAAAAAAUAUAUAUAUAUAUAUCACACGAUAGUAAUAAUUAUGGACUAGAGUUACAUUAGAUUUUUGAAUCUUUUGAAAAUUAAUUAAUUGUUUCCAUGUUUAAUGAUUUGUUUAAAAAUAAUCAAUUCAAUUUUUUUGUUAGCCACAUUAGCUUUAUAUGUAAAUUAUAUAAAUUUUACACAUUUUUAACGGUCCGCAUUGUAAAAUAAAAAUAAAAAUAGGUACCCGUGUAAUUAUUAUACUCGUUUACCGCACGCUGAAUGUGCUAUAAUACUUAAAUGCGUUUGACGAAAACUAUAGCUAUACCUAUCUAUCCCGUUUAAAAGAGUCUAGUAAACGAAUGGCGUGGAUAAAUUAUAUUAUCAGAUAUUAUAAACAGAAAAAGUAAUUUGAAAGUAAUGCGGAAUAACAUAGUGGCGCGCGUAUUACACCUACGCGGAGAAAUUCGACGUAAUGAUAAUCAACUUUUCCUAGCUGAAACGGUAGACAUAUAAAAAAAAAAAAAAAACAGAGAAGAGCCGAUUUUUUACAUACAUAAAUUCAAUACUACUAUGUAUAGCUAAGGGUCCCGUUUUAUCCGACGUUGUUAACAUGCAAAUAACACGAUGUCAUUAUAUAUACCAAACUUUUCAAAUCUAAAAUCCGCUCGUUUCGUAGCGUAUAUUUUCAACUUUUAAUAUUGCUUUUUAAAUUGAUGGCGACUAUUUUUUAGAAACCGUGUCAUCAACAUAUUAUUAUUUUCUACUACACCCACGAAUGUUAUCGUAUGGUAUAACUUUUCGAAGACUUUAAUACUCUCUCUUUCUCUCGAGAGAAAAUUAUGUUUAACAAUAUAUUAUUAUAUAGAUAUAUAUAGAUAUACGUAUUAUAGUUUAAACCAUAAAGUAUGAAUUAUAUAAUUGUGUGAAAUGCGUUAUGAAUACGUAAUUUUUUCGUUCGACAGAAAAAAUUACAUUAUAAUAAUAUAUUAUUAUUAUCAUCAUCAUCGAAAUAGCGAAUCACUGAAAUUAACGAGUUCCCCGGCUAAACACACCAAAGAUGGGCAAUUUGUUUAAAAACAAUAUUCCCGUAGUUGAAUUUUAUCAAUAAAUACGAUAUCAUAUGGAUAGAUUAUAAUAUUUUCGGUUCCGUUAACAUAAUUAAAAUUACUGCACUAUAUUGGUGAUCGAACACAUAAAAUCGUAUUUCCGAAAGUCUGAUGUUUGAUGUUUCGUCCAUUGAUAUAAUAUCUGCGCUCAACAAUUUAAUAUUGAGCUUUGUGUAUUUUCUAUAUUAUAUUGUUUCGGGUUUUUUUUUUUUUUUAAAUAUUAUAAUUUUGUUUGUAUAUGUAACAGUGGUGUACAUAGAGAAGGGGCAAAGUAUGCCACAGCCACCUGCUCCUGAAAUAGCUUUCCGACUGAGACAUUUUAAAAACUAAAACCAUCGCAUAUUAUUAUCUAACCUGUUGUCUUGUGACUUAUGUCAAAUUGAUUUAUGUCAAAAUUAAUCAUAUUAUAUUAUAUAAUUAAAUAUCUGUUACAACUGUGACAACUGCAACUGCGAUGGCGUAGCCCACAAGUAUGAUAAUUGAAAAGUGAAAUUUUUUUAAAAAUAAUUUAAGUACAUAUUCAAUUAAAUUAUAAAAUUCUGCACAAACUUUGUAAGUGGAUAGUUCAUUAUUUACUCCGCCAAAUUUCGUGUUGAUUUGAAAUAAGUACGAAUGUCUAAAAUUAGUAAAUUACAAAAUGAUCUAACUGAUUUAUAACAAUUGUGAUUUUUAUGAAUGUCUUUAUGUUGCAUUUAAAUGUGUUAAGUGACGUUAAAACAUGUGUAAAAAAUGUGUAUAACUUCACAAUAUUUGAUUCUUAUAAAAAUUACGGGUAUUUUUAUGUCUGGGAUCAAUUUAAUAGUAAAAAACGAAGUGUGGAAAUAGGUGCAUGUUUAUUAAAUUAUUUUUCAUAGUUACCAGAAUCAGUUACUCAUAUUUCAAUUUUCUCUGACACUUGUAGAGACCAAAACAGAAAUAAAAAUAUUGGGGCAGCAAUGUUGUAUAUGCAGUGAAUCGCAUACGUAAUAUAGAAAGAAUUGGUGUACAAUUUAUGGAAUCUGGUUAUUCGUACCUUGAGGCAAAAUCUAUACAUACUACUAUAGAGCAAUAUAAGAAACACAAAAUAGCAUUUCCCAGCAGAGAAUGGGCAUUUUUGUUUUCAUCUGCCAGGAUAAAACCUAAUCCAUACAAAGUAACGACUAUGCAUUCUAAUGAAUUUUAUAACCUUGGAAAAUUAUUGGAUUCUAUGAUUCAGAAUAUAACUUUAAACACAGAAAAAGAGAAAGUAGAUUAACUAAAGAUUAAAUGUACGAGGUGUGUUCACCGAGACUAAAAUUACCGAUAGACUAUAAAUACCGAGACUAAAAUUAUUUCAGAUAAACAUUUUAAGUUAUCGACAAUAUUAAUAUACCAAAAUAAACUAGAAAUAAUGACCAUUAUUUCAGUAUAUAAUUAUAGUAAUUAUCUCAAAUCAGUCAUCGACAAUACGUGUUCAAAGUUGGUAAUUUUGUAUUAAAUCGUGAUUUUACGAUGGAUAAUAUUACAGAGCAACGACCGUAUAUUAAAUUUUGUUUCAAAAUUGGUAAAAAUUCUACCGAAAUGUUUGAAUUGAUUAAAUUGGCUUUUGGAAAUAUUUCACUAAGCCGUUGUGUAACUUUUGAUUGGUUCAAACAUUUUAAAGAAGGUCGGAUAUCCAUUGAAGAUGACCAUCGUCCUGGGCGUCCAUCAACAUCAAAAACAAAUGAUACCAUUGCUCUUGUUCAAAACAAUAUUAGAUACGAUUGAAGAUUAACUGUUAGAGAUGUAGCCAAUGAAUUGGUACUUGUUAUUCAAUUUUAUCAAAUGAAUUGGGUAUGAAAAGAGUGCUCGCAAAAUUAGUGCCAAUAUUGUUAACCGAAGAGCAAAUGGAACAUCGUAUUGAAGUGUGUUUGGAACUAAAAAUCGGGUUUCUAAUGACCCAUGUUUAAUAAAAUCAAUUAUUACGGGUGAUGAAACAUGGGUAUAUAGAUAUGAUCCCGAAACCAAAGUUCAAUCAUCGCAACGGAAGACCGCAAAUUCACCUCGUCCAAAAAAAUGUCGUCAGAUCCGGUCAAACAUCAAAGCAAUGCUCAUUGUUUUUUUCGAUGUUUUUGGAUUAGUCCAUUAUGAGUUUGUACCUACGGGUCCGACAGUAAAUCAAGUGUUCUAUAAACAAGUACUUGAACGAUUAAAAGAGAAAGUACGCCAUAAAAGACCAGAAGCGUAGAAAUCAAAGUCGUGGUUUUUGCACCAUGAUAAUGUAUCAGCGCAUUCAGCACUUUCCAUACGUGAAUUUUUAGCAUCUAAAAAUAUACUAGUGACCCAGCAUAUUCACCGGACUUAGCUCCCUGUGAUUUUUUUUGUUCCUGCUCCACUCAGAAUCUAAAAUAAUUUGUCGCCCUAAGCAUUAGCUUAAAGUGUUUACUGGGAAAUACGGCACUGGCCAUUUAAUUAUUUUGUUUAUCACACUUUGUUUCGUUUAAGAAAUAAUUCCUCGCCAAGUAUAAAAAUUAUUGAAACAAACUACGUUUACUUAACUUCAAUAUACUUAGCAUUAAUUUAUGAUAUUACAUCUUUAUAGUGCUUAAAGAUCUAAUUUUUUUACUCAGCCAUUUUUACACGAAGUUUACGAAGGGUUUUUGUUGUGAUUUCAAAAUAACAAAAUGUUAGCGUCUUUCAUAUAAGUCAACUAGUAGUUUGCAGUAGUCAUGUUGAAUGCAUGAGCAAUUAUGAGUAGAGUCCAUUUUCGAGACUUGAUAAAAAUGUUCUAUAAUAACUUAUCAACUUAUCUAUAUUGUCUAUGCCACCCAUAGAUUUGUGUACUUUUGUACAAUCUCAGGCCUAUCAACGUCUACAUACAUUCUUUUUUUUUGUUCCAACAUCUAGUAAAAUCUGUGUUUCCAGAUGUAAUAAAGUUUGAUGCCAAGUUUACUACAUUGUUGUCGUACCAUUGUACAACUCCAACAUUACAAUUUGGUAAAUCUGACUGAACUUCAAAAGUAGCCCCUUUUCCAUUUCGGCUAACUGUUUAUCCGCAAGUAACGGUGGAUUUCGAUUUACACGAAUCGUACCAGCGGCAUAAAUCACAAUUUGUUGCAAAUGUUCAAAAAGGUUGAACGACAAAAAAUAAUUGUCAAGAUAUAAAAAAUUUUGAUUUUUUUUUACGAUUUUACUAAGAUGUAAAACAACUCCAGAGCCUUAACCAAAUCGUUUUUGAAUUUAUGCAUUUUUUUCGGUUUUUGAACCUUAGUGUUACACAAAAUCAUAUACAACGCCACUUUCACCACACAACAUAAAUGCUUUAGUACCCCACGAGUUUGGUUUACUAGAGUACUCGUUUGUGGUAGGGAGAAUGUAACCAGAAUACAGAUAAAGCUACGAGGAAACCAGACAGUAAAACAAGUAGAUGAAUUUGCAUACCUAGGGAGCAUCAUCAGUAAUGAUGGAAGAAAUAAUAGCGANUUCUUGCAUCAAGAAACAUUAGCCUAAAAAUUAGGAAAAAUCUAUUGAAGGCAUUUAUUGAGUAUAGCCCUCUAUGGGUGUGAAACCUGGACAAUAACAACGGAAAAUCGAAGAAGGCUAGAAUCGUUUGAAAUGUGGCGUUACAGAAGAAUGUUGGGAAUAAGCUGGAUGGACAGAGUAACAAAUGAAGAGGUGCUAGAGAGGGGAUAUCAGAAGAAAAAUUAAUAUGGAAAAAUAUAGUUAAAAGACGAAACGAAUGGAUAGGCCAUAUAAUGCGACACGAGGGACUACUAAAAUUGAUCAUAGAAGGAUGCAUAGACGGUAAGNACCAAGGAUGCAACUCAUACGUAGAAAUGAAAAGGAAAGCGGAUAAUAGAGAAGAAUGGAAGAUGGCUGCAAACCAAUCUGCGGAUUGAAACUAUAUAUAGAGAGAGAGAGUUUGGUUUAUUUCUUAAAUAUUGCCUUAUAGAUAAAUUUCUUAUAAAAGGAAUCAUUUCUUCAUUUAUACAAAUAUUUCGUUUCAUAGGAAGAUAAUUGCAUUUUUUUAUAUAAUAUCAUAUAGUGGCCGAACUUUUAUUAAAAAAAAAAAAAAAUAGAAGAAAAGACUACAAAAAAUCAUUUCGGUUUGAAGCCCCGAUUUAAAUACAAAUGUGUUAAGUGUAUGUAAAAAUAAAUGUAUUUACAUUUGUGGGUAGACUAGUCCAGUUCAUAAAAUUAAUAAUAAACAUAUCUUUAAAGUGCUUCAAUCAAAAACUAUAAUUAUAUAAUUGCAAAGUUAAGUUUUUAAUUGAUAUAGUUGUACAAACUUGUCACAAACAAAAAUGUCACUUAUUAUACUUGUGAGUUAUGCUAUCGACUGUAUCUAUGUAAUAUAAUAUAAAUGAUAAAAUACCGAUGUCUAUUAAAUUUAUAAUUAACAAAUUUUUUUAUAAGCAGCUAUACUAUAGUUAUUUUAUAAAUUAUCUAAAUAAUUAUAUUUAAAUUAAUCUAUUAUUUCAUUCAGAUGAUUACAUUGAAAAAUAUUUUUUUUUUUUAUUUAGAUAAUGAUAAUAAAAUUUACAUGCGAAAAUAGCAUGGGAGAUUAUUUACCCCACGCGAGAGCUUACGGGUAAUAUGAUUGCAAUAAUCGAUUAUCAAUAUUAGAGACUGUCUAUUCUUUUUUGUAUAUUAAACUUUACUUACACUUAAUAUUAUUACAGGGAUUCUAAUCAAUAAGUACAUUUAACUUAUUUUACACAUACAGUUGUAUUGCUAAAAUCAAACUUUUUUUAUCAGAACACCUUGCCACUGAUAUGAAAUACGGGAACAUAAUGUAUUUUGUUUGUAUGUUUUUAGGCUUAAGUUAAAUUACACAUACAAACCACGGAUCAACACCAAGACUAUAGUGUCUGUUUUGUUUAAAUAAAAAUCGCAAUUUUAGAUUAGGUGUUUUUAGAUAUUAUUAUUAUUUAUCUAUCGUUGAGACGAAAAUGAAAUGAAACGUACAAAUAUGUAAGCUAUAAUUUAUUAUUUUCACACUAAUUUUAUGACACCCUCUCAAAUGACGCGAAGUUGGUUUACUUUUAAAACGUGUAGUGGCAGAGUAUCGGGGACUAUCACUUUAUUAGGUACAUGUUAUUUUACGCCUUUAUUGUAGACGUAUUUUACGAUUCAUCUAUAAUAUUAAAGUUUAUAAAUAUAUUGUGAUAUAAAUAUUAUGUGAAAUUAGCGGUUUGUAGAGGGUAUAACGGACAAGUUUCCUUCGAUGAUUGCCUUCGAAACUAAGUGUACAAAAUUGUACACAGGUAUUAUGAUUAUUCCAAAAAAAAAAACCUGAGCUUUGGAUAUUCGAAACAUUGCGGGUUAGCUGUCUUGGGGUAGCCAGCCAUAAUUUGUUUUUUUUAUCAAAACCAAGUAUUCCACGGUGUACAUCGGACUGACGAUAAUAUAUUUUUCAACAUUUGUCCUUAGACCGCUGAAUGCGUUGCAGCCAUGGUCACACAAUUAAUGGAAUGGCAGAAGAACGCUAGGGCAACGCUCCUGAGUAGAACACUGGAAUGCGGAUGUCCAGACUCGACGUGCCCGGAUGGUCAAUCGUGCUCGCGUCCGAUCAGAAGGAUUUCACCGUCUGAUAGCAAUCAGGUGCGACGGCUAUCAAAAUAUGGCCAUUUGUUAGUUUCGGGUUUUUUUCUCAUUUUACAAUUUGGUGUAGCAAACUUUAUUUUAUUAUGAUGUAUGUAUGUAUGUAUGUAUGUAUGUAUGUAUAUAUGUAUGUAUGUAUGUAUGUAUGUAUGUAUGCAUGUAUGUAUGUAUGUAUGUAUAUAUUUAUGCGUGUGUGUAUGUGUAUGUGUGUUUUUGUAUCUGUAACCAUCUAAUUUUCUCAAAUUUGUUUGAUAUUUUAUAAUGGAUUUAAAAAAUUUAAUUGUUUUUAAACUAAAAAUUGGUUCAAAUAAUUCAGAAUAAUCGAUGUAGCGACUCGCGACUGUCCCGUGAUUCUAUAAUAUCCAAAUCAAUUCAGAAAAUCCUCUGACACGCAAAUUUCAUGUCUAACGACCAACUUUUUGUGAACUUCCGGUGGUUUUUUUUUAUUAUUAUUAAGAUACGAUUGUAUCAUAACUCUUCUCAAACUCGUGUUUCUUUUUCGUUUGCAAUAAUUUAUCAUUAAAUGCAGUAGAUAAAUGUUGCAAUGCUACUGAGUAUUAGCUACAACUAUAAUUAGCCUAUCUAGUCUAUAAUACAUCGAACCUUUCCACUUAUCACUUCACAUUAGUGACCUAUCUUGGAGCAGUAUCCAUGACUUUUUCUUUUAAUUUCUUCGCAAAUGCAUCAUUUGAUAAUAUCGUAACAUUUUUAUUUUGUUUUCGUGCGGAAUUUCUGUUCCCUGUAGGUGUCUUCGACCACUGGUAGUAGAUCACGCCCCGGCACAAUGUUACUCGCCAACCAUCAUGUUAACUCCUCCAGGACAAUGAACGCUCUAAUCAUGAAUAAUCACGUGAACAAGGUAUACGAAUUUUAUUUUUGCAUUUUUCCGCCGACUUAUGUACAUAAUAAUAUUAUAUUGUUAUACAUUAUAAUGUAUUACUGUAUUACUGUAUACAUUAUAAUAUUAUGUUAAUAUUAUUAUUAUUAUAUUGUCAUGUAACCGAAUAUAUUUUUUUUUUUCAAUUUUCAGGCCAACCAAAGUCAUUUGAAUGCCGCUGCUUUGAACAAUAACUUGUUGGUGAAUUCCACCAGAGAUUUUCGUAAUCAACCCUCACAACAGCAACAAAUACUCCUCAAACACGAAUGUGUAAGUCUUGAUCAACAAUAUUUAUAUUUACACAUUGUCGAGUCCUAAUUUAAUUCAAUUUUAAUCGUUACUGACCGCUAUUAUUAAUAUUAUUGCAAAAAUAAAAUAAUAAUUUUUUUAAAUUUAUAUAGAGGGACAACAAUCACGUUUUAAAUAACCAACAGACAAUCAACAUGACCGAUAAUAACCAUAUUCCGACCACGAUGAUAUCAUAUAAACCAGCACAAGCUACAGACGAAGUGAUCCACGUAUUCACCGAGAAACCGUCUUACCACACUUCGCCGAAUCAAGAUGACCACGUUCACCUGUUCCAUGGGCAAGAACACCACCUUAAACAACAGUCGGAACAUGUGAAACCAGAAUUUUACAACGUGACAUUAGAAUUAUCUCACGACGAUAUACAACAGACGCUAUCAGCCAAUAUGCCGAUUUCAUGUGCCAACGCCGAUCAAUUACUACGGUAAAAUAUUUGUGUUUUAUAUGGAGAUACGCCGAGUGUUUUCUCGUCUAACGUUUAUAUUAUAUUUUUUAUUGAUGGUUUGGCGUAAGAUUUUGAACAUUCUGAUUUUUACACUAUAGUUAGUUUAGCACACUGCGCACCGGUCGUACUAUAGUUUUGAAUAUUACUACUAAACCCACCGGGAGGAUAUCUACUUGUUCAUACAAAUCGAAGAUCUUAACGCAUUUAUUAGAGUUUUAAACAAGGUAUAUUUUAAGAAGCUAAUGUUUAUUGGUCAGUUUUUGUUUUAGAGACAAAUAUUAGCUGCUUCACUGCUUGUUAUAAUUUUAUUGUUCACCAAGUUUAUAAAAAUCGCUUGUUGACGAAUUAAAUCUAAAUUAAAUUUCGGACUUUUUAUUCUUUUGGUAUUUUUAUGUGGAGCUCAUCUUUGGUAUUCUCUGUAAAAAGUGAAGUAUUGGUAAGAGGAACAUGUGGAAUCGGGUAUAGAUUUUUUUACGAGGGCCUUGAGUAACUUUUGGAUUUACUGUUGUAUGAUCUAUCAUCAUUCGGCAUACUAGAAUCUAAUUCGGAAGACUUUGAACACUUUACAUUUAAUUAUAUUUGGAAAUGAGAAGGAAUCUGGUGAUGAAAAAAUAGUACUCAAUUUCUUAAUAGAAAAAUGGUUCGAGAAAAGAGAUUUUUGGGGAUGCUUAAAUUGUCGUUACCCAUAAUGGAAGCAGCAUAACGAUGGUGCAUGUCACUAACAAUUUUAGUUACGAGGGCCAAAAUAAAUUGAAUACCUUAGUGAAUGUGUCACGCGCCGUGAUGCACUAUAUUAUACCAUUUUCGGAAUAAAUAAAUGCGACAAGCGAUAAAAGAGAUUCAUAGCUGUCACACGUACUGCGUUUAAAUUAUUUUUCAUUAAAUUGAAUCUUUGAACAUUUAAUUAUUUUUCUGAUUUAUUUACAGAUUGGACGAUGAUAGAAAUAAUAAAAAUUUAGACGGUACCGGAGACGAUGUGUUUGUGAGUCUAGACGCGUUUGAUAUGCUUACCGAUUUUCAAGAACUCGAUAUCUUGGAACACGCGACACAACAAGCUUCAAGUAUGUAAUUGAUGACGUUUUUGUUUUUUAGUUUACAAUAAGAAAAACAAAAUGUUUACACUUUUGUAGAUCUAGUUACGGAUAUCGGGGCGAAUCCGAUGGACUUACAACCACACCACGGGCAAACACAACUGGACAUGGACGUAUUGCAAAUAACCGAUUAUUGCCCCGAAUGGGCUUUCCCCGAGGUUCGUUAUUACAAGUACCUAAUUGUUUCAUAGUACAAUAUUUAUAAAACGAUUCAAUUUAGGGAGGUGUCAAGGUACUUAUAACAGGCCCUUGGUUUUCUUCGUCGUCGUACACAGUCAUGUUCGAUACCAUCACGGUUCCAAGUACUUUGAUUCAGGGAGGUGUUCUACGGUGUUAUUGUCCGGGUAAAUAUUGUAAAAAUAUCCAUAUAGAGAGAAUAAUUAUUAAUUAUUAUAUAAAAUAAAAUAAUAGCAUUGUAUAUAAUAUUAAUAUUUGUAUUGAUUUGUUUUUGAAAAAAAGAUAAAUUAAAUUUUUAUUUAAUUAAAAAAAACUGUUUUAAAUUUGCCGCAGCUCACGAUAUAGGGACCGUCGCAUUACAAGUAGUUAUUGACGGAAGACCGGUAUCGACCACUGCUGUUUUUGAAUAUCGCCAACACGAAUUUCCACUCACCAUAUCGUCGUUGACAACGCCGCACACGCCCUCACUACUCAAGUUUCAUUUGCUUCAAAAACUCGAUAACCUCGAAGAUUAUUUACAGCCAAACAGUCAUGAAAAUGAUCAUCCACUAGUACGAAUGGCUUUUAUUACUUUUAAACAACGAUUGAUAAAUGAUGGUAAUCUAGUAAUAAUAUUUUAUUAAAUUAUAGAAAGAAAAUAUCGUAAUGUUUGGCAAGCCAAACUUUGAAGACAAAUUAGUAAAUUAUUGUGAAAAAAUGAAACAGUUCUCUUGGAAAUCUGAAUCUGAAUGUAAUGUUAAGCACUUGGAAACAGAAACAACUAUAUUACACAUGGCGGCUUUUCUUGGAUAUUCUAAGUACGAUUUUUAAGACAACAGCAAUCAUAAUAAUUAUUUAAAUAAUACAUUGUUAUUUUUAUCUUCUCUUCUUUGAUUUUUAGACUCGUGUGUAUUCUUCUUCAAUGGAAAUUAGAAAAUGUGUCACUAUUUUUGGAAACUGAAGUCAACGUUUCCAAACAGGAUCGUGAAGGAUAUACGCCACUCGUAAAAUUAUGUUUGUUAAAUAUUUGUGAAUUUAUUCUAACGUAAUCAUAUUUUUUGUAUAGAUGUGGGCUUGUAAAAAAGGACACAAAGACACGGCGGUUUUACUUUGUCAGUGGUAUCAGACCGUUCAAAACUCUAAUAAUUUCAAUCCAGAUUUCGCUCACCCCGAUAUUUUAGAAUCGGUUCAUCAAUGUAGGAAACAAAUAAUAAUAUUUUAACCGGUAUUAUACAUAAUAUUAUUUAUGGUUUCAGAUUUUAAUGAUUUCAAUCAAAAUCAGUAUUAUACUGAUGAGCAAUUAAGUAACGAUGUAUUUUUGAGACCCAACGAAAACGGAAUCAUCUGGUACGAAAUAAAUUAAUGCGUAUAACUUGAUGUGUCAUUUAUUUGUCUUUAUUUAUAUUGUUAUUAUAGUGAUGAUAAAAAAGAAAUUAAUCAAAAAUUCGAAGAGCCAAAUAAUCUAAUGCCACUACCGACUAAUAAUAAUAAAUCGGUUACCGUAUUAUGUUAGUUUUAUUUAUUAUUUAAACGCACUGUUUAAGAGAAGGAGAAAAUAUUUAAUUUAAUAUUAACAUUUAAGGUUCAAAAGAACAAAACAGACCGUAUAAAAACGAUAUAAAACCUCAAGAAACGCAAGGUUCAAAAAGACCGCAUCCAAGCGAUUUUUUGCAAACGGACGACUAUAACUACGAUCAAUUUUGCAAACCUUCACUCUACUUUCCUUCCAUUCAAAAGUAAAUUAUUUCAAUAAUUUCAAAUGUUUUAGUACUUUUGUAUAAUAAAAUUAUUAAACCUUAUACAACUGACCAUUUCGCUUUCUAUACAGAAUGAUAAAUAUAACGUAAGACACUCAUUAUUUCGUAAAGUAUUAAUUUUCUUCCGAAACGGUUUUUUAGCAUAUUUAAGAAACGAACAAUUAUUAAACCACCCUACUCCAUGAAUGAUGCUCCACCACUAUACUUAUCCUACUUUACAUACUAAAAGUUUUCCUUAAAAUUAAAAACUAGGAGGGUGUUAAUAGGAGGAUGACAAAAAAUAAGAGAAAUUUAACAUUUUAGGGUUGUUUGUUUUUUAAAUAUUCUAAUAUUGUUUUCUGUAUAAUUAUACUCUUCUACACUACACGCGUAAGUGCGCUAUACUCGUUUAUGAUAAUAUGAAGUGGAACAUGACUUAAAAUAAAUUAAUAUUGAUAAUAUAAUUUAUAGGCUAUAAUAUAUACAUAUAAAAAUAUAACAAUAUGUGUGUUUCAAAAUUGGAAGUUGGAAAAUGAAGACGAAGAAAGUACACUUCAGUAACUACUUUCUCGUACAACCCAUUGUUAAUGGACAAAGAAAUUACCUAUAAUUAUAUAAAUGCAUACUAAACACAAAAUAUAAGAACAGUCUAAUAAUACAAUUAUACAAAUCUAUUACCUAUUCUAUAUCACAAAAAAUACUAGACAAAAAGUAUACACCAGUGCAGUCUCAUCGAAAAAGCUAUAAAAAUCAAAUUUCGGGAAAAGUUAACGUUUACUGGGAUAAGGAGUGUUUUACGUUAUAUUGACACUCUAUAUGUAUAAUACCUAAAUAUUAAUUUUAUUACUAUUGUUAUAAAGAUUCCAAAAGAACUUAUUUUUACCAUUACAAUCUCCUACGUCGGACAGUGGAAUUUCGUCAGAAAAGUCACCCGUUCUAACCAAGUCCGAUUUUAUAACUUGUAAGUAUCUUAUAUUUAUUUAAUAAUUUGGUUUCUAUAUAAUAUUAUAUCUUAUUAUAUUAUUAUAUAUUAAACAAACAAAAUAUACUUCAAAAUUUCGCUUUUAACAGUGUAUACUUGAUUAUAAUAUUGUAAUUCAGAUAAAUUAAAAUCUAUACAUAUAUUAUUAUAUAUGCCGAGUGGUAUAUAAUAUUUUAGCAAAUAUUGAAGUAUAAAUAAGUCGCGUAAAUAUUUUUUUAGACGUAUCUAUUUAUAUUGAACACUACAAAAUAAAUUAAUGAUGUUUAAAAUUAUAUUAUCAUGUGUAUUAUAUUAUUAUAAUCGUCAUAACCCGUCGACAAUAUUAUUAUAUUAUUAUACCGUCGUUAUAUUACGCUAUAAUUUAUAUUUAGAUAUAAAAGAAUAUGUGUACGAAAUUAGUUAUAUUAUAAUAUUAUAACAUUCGAAUCAAAUAAUAUUGUUAUAUAUUUCAGUGGCGGAUCCAGGGGGAGGGUCAAUCGCUCUCCAAUAUACUAUUAGUUUGAUUUCCAUCAUAAGUGUGUGUCUUAUAUACAUUUUAAAAAUCAUGCCGUCCUUCGUUAUCUUAUUCUGGAUCCGCCCCUGAUUCAUUGUUAUGUUUAUUUACCAUAUUUACCAAUUCGGAGAUUGUAUUAUAAGACAUACACCCCAUGUAUGAUAUUAUUAUUAUUAUUAUACUUAUGCUAAUAUAGUGUCUGUCGAUUUUAUUUGCAUUGGUUCGUUUGUGAGAUUUGUGUCUUAUGUGUAUGUGUGGAUGUGUGUGUGUGUGUGUGUGAAGUGCGGCACACAACUUGUCGCAUAUUAUGCUUAAUAAUAAAAUAAUAUUCCCUUUGGUAAAUCGUAUACAACCACUUGAGUAUAAAAUUAUUCAGAUAUUCAGUUUCCUAAACCUGUGUCAUUGCAUUUAUUUAAUAUUGCUUUCACAUUCUAUACAAAUCAUAGGCAUUAAUAAUGUACUAGGUAUACAGGGACACGUAGAAGCGUAUUAUCGUAUAAACGUUUAACUUUAAAUUUUAAAAUUAAGUAUGCUUACAGUCAUUUUUUUUUAUAAUUGUUGGUCUGAAAUCACGAAAUUUGACAUAUCUAAUUACCUACCAUUCAUAUUUUGAAUUUUAAACAUUUUUAUUUUAGUGAAAACUAAAAUGUAUUAUUAUUUUUAUGCCGUUUUAGAGGACUUAAAAGUGUCUUAUUUACUGAUAGUGGAUUUAAGAGACCAUAGUUAACCCUUCAAACUGAAUAAAAAUAUUUAAUUUCUUCUCCUGCCACAAAGAUACUGUCGAUGUAUGUAAUAAACUAAACAAAUUACAAUCUUAUAUACAUUACCUUCCAAACUUUACACCCACAACGUAAGGCCUAACCUCGUCGUGAAGUAUGUUCAGAUUUUGAAGUAAUUUAACCAUCGGUUUUAAUGGGAUAUCCGGUAGCUAUAUAUUAUUAUGCAUAUUAUAUUUCCGAAAUUUGAAAAGAAACACCGUGACGUAUCUACUAAAGAUAAUCGAUUUUGUUGUUCGACCUCGUCAAGUGUCUACAUUGCAUUGGAACUAUUUUAAUUCGAAGAUACACUUCAGGAAAUAAAAAUGUAUGUAAUUUUUUUUUUUUUUUUAAUACAGGACAAUAAUAUUAUAAUUUGGAAUUAUAUUUAUUUUAUAAAUCUUCGUUGGAAUAGAUAUUUUAUGGAAUAGUUUCGGUAUUGAAUAUCAAAUAUGAAUAUAAUUGCACAGUACUUUAACAGCCAUUACUAAUGGAACCAACUUCUCAUGGAGUAAUACGGUUUUGAUACGCAUAGUUUGAAUGUCAAUGAGAUCAACAGUGUUGUAAAUAACUUAUCAUUUUCAACAAGAAAUCACUAAAAUUUCAAUAAUUGUUGUCCGGUCGAAUAUAUUUUCGUUAAAUAUAAUUGCACUACAUAAUAUUAUUAUCAUCGGUUAUCCAACAAAAUAUACUCAUAAGUCAAUUUUGUUUUUUUUCUGUAAACAACUUAUCCCAAUAGUUUUCUUAAUAGUUGACAAAAUGUGUAUAAAAAUACGUGACCAUGCACGCAAUAAUGGUUUCUAUUAUAUAUAUUAUACAUUUCUAAAGGUAUACUGAGGUAUAAAUACCUAGAUGAGAAAUACAUUUUUAAUGAAAAAAAUCUCCUAAAUACGCCAUUGAAAUAUAAAGUAACAUAAUUAUAUCUUUAAAAUCGUACAUUUUUGGCGUAUGUCCUUUUUUAACAUUUUUUUUUCUACAGGGGAACAAGACGCACGAGUUUUGGCGUUGGCCGAACAAUUCAUAGCGGCUAUGCCCGAUCAUAUUAAGGUAUGAUUUUUUUGAUGUUUUCAUCACGUUUUAUACUUAAAGCUUUAUCUUUAAAAUUGUAAUAUUACUACCAGCUUUCUCAAUUUUCUAAUUAACAGAAUAUAAUAUAAUAUUUGUGCCGUUAUUAUAAUAGUUUUGAAUACUAUAUAGCACAUUAUUCGUGAUAACUAUAAGUAAAAUAAUUUCAGUGGUUUUUAACAGUUUGUCGUGGCGAUGCAUUUUUAUAUAAUAUACGCGUACAAAUAACGCAGUGCAAAUUCAAUUUUGAAAACUAAAUAAAUAUUAUCAUUAUGAAUAUAGAGUUUUAAAAGUUCAAUAGUGGCUAUCCUCUUCUUUAAACACUUAAAUAUUAGAAAGAGAUGUAAGAGGAAGGGAGGUAUAAAAUGUAUACUAUAGCUGCUAUUUAUUUGUUUCUGUGUACCACAAAAAUAUAAAAAAUUAGCACCACUAUUUAUAUUUUUUAGAACGAAAACGGAUCGCAUUGUAACAUUACAGAAUCGUCGAUUUCUAUGGAAGUCCUCGAAGAUCCUCCGUCUUCCGUGUCGUCGUGCUGUUUUGAUACCAGCUCUGAAAUAAACACUGCAGAAUUCAAUGAUCAUGUUUAUAACUAUCGGUAACAUAAUAUACUCGUCUUAUAAAUCUGUUUUCAAAUUAGAUUAUUUAAUUUUGUGUAUAAAAUGAUAUUUUAUUCUUUAUUUAAACUGAUUUCCACUGAAAUAAUAUCGUGUGAUAUAGAUUAAAAGACCGUGAAAUAGAGACACCCACGUCCAGCACGAAUUUAAGUCCAGUAUCGAGUGCGUCGCAGUGUUCGCCGAUGUCACCGCCACCCACCGCUGCUGAUUUAUGUGAAUUUCUUCACGCUUCGUCGAAAAAUCAAUAUUUCGAAAAUAAUUUCUCCAAUCUCACAUUAUCCGGUACGUAAAUGUAUUACCUAUACCAAUUAUUUUAAUUAAAAAAACCUCGUUACUAGUGUCGAAUAUUCUCCCAGUCUAUUUUGAAUUAUGUAGGAAUAUUUUUUGAAAAGCAAUAAAUCACCAAAUAAUCAUAAUAAGGGUAGGUGGUUGAAAUUUUAAAUUACAAAUGGACUUUAGUCCAUACAAAAUUAGAUCCUCCUAGUUUCAUUUAGGCAGUCUGUAAGGGUGUUAAAAGCUAAAAAAUCACUCUUCCCGCAACAAAUAUGGUGAGCUUCAAUCCAAUUUUUACCACUUCAAUGUAUUUAAAGUCUACAAAACAACUCUAACCCCCGAGUUUGAGCGUAUUGGAUCCAGAGGAAACCAUUAAAAAUGUCCUAAAGUAACGAGGUAAAGAUAUACACAAUACCGGAAUCCUAGCCAGGAUUUUUUAUUUUUUGAAGUAGGGUCUAAAUAUUUAAAUAUAAAUUGAUCACCAACUACCGAUAAUCUCGAUGGGGUUCAGAUCCCAUGGACCCCUCUUGGCUACGUGCCUGCAUAAUAAAACGUACACAAUAAGUCAAUACUGUUCAAUAGUGUAUACUUUUCGGGAAAAUUCGACACAAAAAGACAAAAACUAUUUAUUUAUUUUAAUAUACACAAAAUAUAUCAUUCAAAUAUAUAUUAUAUAGAUUAUGAACAAAGGGAGUUGUACGAAGCGGCUAAAAUAAUUCAAAAGGCGUACAGGACUUACAAGAAAAGAGAAGAAGAUAAAGAAAUUUCUGCCGCUUCAGUCAUACAGAAUUAUUACCGUCGUUACAAACAGGUUGAAAUGAUAAUAUAAAAUAAAAUUGACUCAAAUAUUUCGAUAAGGUCUCAAAUAUUGUAUGCCUCGAAUUACACUUAUUUUAAUCUAACUGCACUUAAAUCGAAAACAGGUAGGACAAUAAUCAUACUGCACUUAGGUCAAAAAAAGAAUUUCAAUAAUAAUAUUUAUAAGAAAACCCUAAUAAUUUAAACAUUUUAGAUUUGAAUCCGCCGCUGUUCAGUUAAAGUUAGUGAUUCUUAUAUGUACAAACAAUUUUAUAUCAUCUAUCUCAGAAUAUAAACGCUGUUCAAUAAUUUAUUGACUUCUCUUAGGUAUUAUAAAUAGUACAUAUUGUUUAAUGAAAUAUUUUUUUUAUCGGAUAUUUGGAUUUAAAAUAAAAUGUCUACAAUUUGACCGCGUUGGACCCGAGUGCAGUACAACCAUUACCUUGUUUUAACCAAAUGUUUAACGCAAGUAAAAUUUGACCAAUUUAAGUAUAAAGUGCAACUCGUCUAACACCUAAUAUUCAAUUCGCUAAAUUUUAUAUAUUAUUUAAAAUAAACCAAAACUAAAAAUCAUAUUAAACUCAAAUCAUACAUCUAAAGCGAAUGUAAUAUUAAUUUUCUUGUUAAUCAGAUUAAAAAACAAAUGAAAAUAUUUACGUAUUUAUGAAUUUUUGUAUUAAUCAAUUGUACACCGAUUUUUCUCAACAGUAUGCGUACUACAAACAGAUGACAAGAGCCGCGGUUUUAAUACAAAAUCAAUAUCGUUUGUACAGAAGACACAAACGGUUCAAAAAAGAAGUUCCUCAGCAUUACUCUAACAACGUUUUCUCUGUAAUCAAGUAAAUGCAUUAUUUAAUAUGAUCGUUUUCAAAUAGUAAAUGUUGAUCAUAAUAACUUGUAAUAAAAAUAACAGGAAAAGUCAGACUCAAAAACAGCAAAACCAAGCGGCUCGGAAAAUUCAACAAUUUAUGAGACAGUCCAAGAAUGGGUUUGUAUUUUAUUUGUAUUAAAUGUUUAAUAUUAUAAUAAAACUUAUUAUAAUUUUAUAGUUUAUAGGCUUCAAGUUCUAAAGCCAAGAUAAUAUUAACUGAUAUUAUAUUAUGAUUAUAGAAUCAUAGGCGCAAAUAGGGGAGGGGGUUCUUGGGGGUGACCAAAAAGUGUAAGAUCUCUUCUCCAACAUUUAUAUUAGUUGUUAGGAGUUACUUUAACAAUCCGUGCGAGUGAAAGAAGUUUCUCUUAAAAAAAACCUAUGUCAAGGAUUAUUAAAUGUAGGUAUUUAAAAAAUUAGUCAAUCGGAAUAGUAUUUAGUUACUUAUUUUUCGUAUGCUUAAUGAUCAUUUUCGAUUACAUUGGGUAGACGAAAAGUAUAGUUACGCGUUGCAAGCAAUAAUAACUGUAUACCUGUAAUACCUAGUACUAUAUAAGUACCUUAUACAAAAAUUAUCAAUAUAGGUAUUCCGUAGAUAUGGACCACGGAAGAAAUAACCGAUUUUAAGAAUUUUGAAAUUUGAAUAAUACGUAACUACGGUGUACUUAAAUUUUAAAUAUUCAAUCUAAGUUUAAUGACCUAGCUGUUAAAUAUCAGCUACGUGCCCCAUGGGCUAAUAGAUACCUCGUCACUUUCGAUAUUAUGUUAACAUGAUUAUAAGCGAUAAUGUGAUGACUACUGUCUAAAUAAAUUCUGAAGUGUUUUAUAAUUAAUAUUAACGAUUGAUGUUAUAUUAAUAUUUGUAUUCCAAAUUUUUUUUUUUUAAAGUAUUGUGAAUCGAAUAUAUUAGUAUAUUGAAUAUCGAAAUAAAACAAUUAUUGAAUUAUUAAUAAUAGUAUUUCUCUUAUUUACUCUCGUGAAUUUUGGAAAACUAUUUGGGGGUAUUUGGGGAUAUAGGACCGUAGCCUCCUCGGGUUUAUGAGAAUUAAUACGUAUAAUUUCAGAAUUUUCGUGAGGGUUUUAGUUGUGCCUAUGAUAUUUAAAAUGUAUCAGUGAAAUGUCAUUAGGUAUUUAUUGAUUAUUUUAAUAUUUUAUCGAAUAGUUGUAUAAUAUGUAUUAUUCAUAUAUUCGAAACUAUAAAUAAUUAUAUUAUUUAUUUACAGUACUUCUCCUCCUGUCACUGUAAGUUGUAACUUAUCUAACAAUAAAUAUUAAGCAAAUGCAACAUAAUAUUGUUAACUUAUAAUUAUUAUUAUUACAAUAUAAUAUGUAUAUUUAAGAAUUAUUAUUAAAAUUAAUGAUGGACUUGAUUUAAUAAAAAAUAAUGGAACUCAAGAAGAUCAAUAUGUUUCAAUGUUAAAAGUGGUAAAUAAAAUUAAGAGAGCGUGCUGUAUACUGUUUUUAAGGGAUUGUGUAUAUAGUAAUUUUUAUCGAAAUUUGUAGCAAAAUUAAAUGUUAUCAACUCGAAAAAAAUUUAAAUUCGCUUUCAAAUACAAGUAGUCCAGUGUCAUAAUCAUAAAUAUAACCGUGAAAUUAACUGCAAAAAUGUCUAUGAAAAACCCUUUUGCACGACUGCAAUAACUAAGAUUGAGAUUUAGUUAAGAAACCGAAAUUUUAGCCGUGAGAACGUGCACAGUGCAACGUUAGUUUUUGUUUUCUUUACCACUAUUACGAAACGCGUUAUUCUAGUUUAAACUAUUUAAAACUAUCCGAUUUUCAAAAAAAUAAUAACUUUCUUUUUAUUACAUUUGUAAUUGUUUCGAAAACACAAAACCAACGUCGCACAGUACGAGUUCUCUUUUUUCUCGGUGCAAAUUUGAUUCCUUAAUUAACUUUAUAGCCCGAGUAGUUAUUUGCCGCACAAAACAGUGUGUAUACAGUUGACUUAAACGGGCUGUAGUACGCCCUUAGUGUGUUAUCGUUAUCAAUUAUAUUAUAAUUUUAGAUCAUGGACUUAUAGAAAGUAUACUUAAUAUAAUCUUCCACACCCCGAAUAUUUCUUUAUUAUUAUUUUUAAUUGUGUUUUUGUGUAUUAUAAUAUUUCACAGAUUAAUGAACGCACUAUUGGAUCUCGUAAGCGGGAAGCUAACGGCAAUCACAAUAUGAAAUAUCCACCGACAAAAGUGGCCCAAUAUUCAACGGUCGACCGUAAAUAAUAAUUUAUUUUUGUACACGAUUAUCUUUAAUCGCGUAAUUUUCUUUCUAUCUUUGUUUAUAUAGAUUUUAGUUUGUUAAUCGAUUUUUUAUAGUGUUUAGAACACGUGUGCAGCAUUAGAUUUCGUAUAAUUUUCGCGAUUAUUUUGUCAUUUUAAAUUUGUACUCGAAUGCCAUAAAAAACCGUCCGGAAACUGUUCGUUUCGGAACUGGUUCGUGGGACAUUAAUAAUAAUAACUUUUUAUUAUCGUAAUAGUACACUUGACGUCAUUCCUAUAUUUAAAUGCAUAUACUUUAUUUCAUUAUUGCUUAAUAUACAGUUUAAAUGUUUAAUAACUAAAAUAAUGAUUUAAUUUAAAUAUAUUGUUCUACGCGUUACGCAUAUUAUUAUAGGUAUACUAUUUUAUGUGUGGCCGUGUGGGUAAUAGUCAGUGGCGCCGUUUAAAAAUAUUAUAGUCUAUAGUUGUGAACUGGAUCGAACUUGUUGGAUUUGUCUACUAACGAGAAAAGGAAUUAUUUACCAAAAAAAAAAUUAAAAAAUGUUCUAGAUUCCCUCGAAUAUUAUUCCUUCUAAUUUAAUUAGUAUUUUUUUAGUUGUCGUCAUACUUUUAAAGAAAUGGGUACGUAUAAUGUAUAACGUAUAUGUACCCAAAUCCUGUGUGAUUAAAAUCGCUAUAUAUAUGAUUUUAAAAGUAAAUAUCGUGAAAAUCUGCCCAAAAAGAAAUAUCGAAAAUUUGCGACCACGGGUUGUUUACCUACCUAUCUGUGAGGUCAUAGAAACACAAGAUAUCUGUAUGGAAUAUUUUUCGAUAUUUUAUUCCCAGAUCUAAAAGCUACCAGAGAUCAACCAAAAUGCUGACUCUUAUGAUAAGAGUAGGACGAUGUUAACAAGUAGCCCGUUCCCCUAUUACAAUGAUGUCACGGGUAAUAAUUAUUUUAUGCACAUGUCUUCUAUGUGGAUUUUGAAAUCAAUUUCUCCCAGAUAACAAUAUAUUAUUAUAAUAUACAAGUAGACGUAUCGCUAAAAUUUGUCCUCCUCUAGUAUUUCUAGGUUAUCGGUACAUAAAACUUAUACAAAAACGGGCUCAAAAAUACGGUUAAAAAUCAUUUAGAGAGUAGGAAAUAAUUCGGUAUUUUAUAUAUUUAAAUAUUAUAUAAAUGGAUUUUACCGUGUUAAAUCGAUAAUAGUUACAGGAACUAUAAUAACAAUUAUUAUAAUAUAAAGCAGUAUGGUUGGUGCGUUUUUUUUAAUUUAAAUACCGAUUCGUUUCGAUAUUGAUAUUGUAUAUCGACUAUACGUAGCUGGCAACAGGAAAAAAAUAUGCUCAUACAUUUUGCACUACCUAUUGAAAAAAAUAAUAAUAAUAAUAAUACCCGAAAAGAAUAAUGAAAAAGGAAGUUAUAUGAACAGAAAAAAAAAAACGAUACGAUUUCACAAACAUUUUCUUGUAAAUAAAUCAACAUUUUCUCUAUAUUAUAGUAUUAUAUGUGUAUUAUUAUUAUUAUAGUUGAACAAAUCGUUUACCUGUUAGAAUAAAUAAUAUGAUUAUCCUACAUUUAUUAUGAUUACCAAUGUGCUUAUUUGUACACGUGUAUGAUUUCGAUGUAAGUUUUAUCUUAAGUAUAGUUAAAUAGUUUAAAAAACGAGCGAUUUGCCGAACAUCUAAUUCAAUUCAUGCCGGUUUCUCGUUGGAAUUUCAGUACGUCUCAUAAGAACGCGAUACCCGCAGGCGCUGUAUCCGCCUAACAACCGUAUAUGACGUAGCAAACUUGAGUUCAGCAGGGACAACUUUUUAUGAUUAGUUUGAAUAUUAGAACAAAUUAUCGUAUUUUUAAUCUUAAAGGUAAGAAUGGUGCAUCCGCCAUUGAGAUUUUCCUUUUUUUUUUAUUUUCUAGUGAGAUACUCGUAAUAAAAUAUGUGAAUUAUCAUUGUUUUAAAACGCUUAUAUCUCGCUUAUAAAUUAAAAUAUCGAGAAAAAACCUCCGAAAUACACAAAGAGUGUCUUUACCUUUAAAUUUGAUACUAUUCACUAUCAAUUCACUCUGGAAUUUAAACUAACAGUAUGGAGAUAUCAUAUUAUGCGUAUAUCACGGUCUAACAAGAUUUGCAACACCAACAUUGUCGAACAGUUAUUACAACGAAUAAUAUUAUUUUAUUAUUACCGAUUAUUAAAACUAAAUUUAUAAAAACGGGUUUUCACUUUGAAUAAAGAAAACACGACGGUAUAAUAUAGUUGAUUGAUCCAUAAAACAGUAUUAUUGUAGUUCUUCUCUCGUUGUUUAUUCUUAAUAAUUUAGGCGCCAUAAGUUAACUCGUAAAAUUUGGGUGUAAUAGUUUACAUUAUAUUAUAAGCAUUAUUAUUAUUCAUUGUAAAUUUGAAAUUGAAAUCGUGUAAUGAUAAUUUAGACAAAACAUAUCCAGAUUAAAUUAUAAUAAUAUACCCAGUGGUGUAUUUAUUAUGAAGGAUAGAGUUAGAACGCCCAUUAAAUUAUAGAAUUUGUGUGUAUUUUCGGCUUGAAAUAAAUUCUGGCAGAGUGCAAUAUGGAAAUUAAUAUCAUCACGUACUACAACGGAUUAAAUUUAUACAGAAUUUGAAAGUACUAGUUAGUAGUAUAAAGUAUAUUGAUUAUUUAUUUCGAUGGUUUUUCUAAAAAAAAUUCUUUACAAGUUUUAUAAUCUUUUUAAAAAAAAUUGUUUCCGCUUUGUGACGAGGCGCAUUAGUUCUUGUCACCAACGAAAAUCCAGAUUUUGUCCUGUGCGAUAGAACUAAAAUUAAAAAAAAAAAACAAUUUAACCUUUGUAUUCUUUUAGACUUAAGUGGUUAUAAUAUUAGUACCCAACUCAUAUUGAUUUUUGUUAAUAUCUGUACUUGUCAAAAACUGAUUUUUAAGCGUUAAUUAUUUUGAUGACUUUUAAGUUGUAAAAUUCCUAAACCCCAGGUUAUCUAUACAAGAUUUAAAUAUUAUAAUUUGUUGUUACUACUGAUUUACAUUUUCGAUUGAAGUAAUUAGAGGGCUGUAAAAGUGUACAAGUUACUUGAAAUUUCAUCGCCAAUCCAUCCUGAUAAAUACGCCACUGAUUAGGUAUACUCUAUUAUGUUCCAUGCCCAAUGCUUAAACACUCAACAAUAAUAAUUACAUUCAAGGACAAAAACAUCUCGCCUUAAAUAAUAUUUAUUUCGUAAUAUGCAACAUUGAUCUUUAACUAGCCCCCUAUCGGUUGGGCAUGUAUCGUUACCGCAGAAAAAAAAAACAUAAAAGUAUAGAGCAGACAAAGUUAUAUUGUAAUUUAAAAAUUAAAAUAGUAAAAAAUAAUAAUAAUAUAAGUUUAGUUCAGAUUAGUUUAUAUCGUAUACAGUAAAUAAGCGAGAGAUAAAACAGUUUAUUUUAUAAAACAAUAGUAAUAACUAUGAAUAAAUAAAUACUUUUUAAUUGACGUUUUCAUUUUGAACAAGUGGUUUUAAAUUUACAUAUCCGGAUGCGGUAUUAAUGUAAAAUAUUUUACGGGAUAAAAUGCCCCUUGAUGAAACAAUUAAUUAUUAUCAAAACCUACAGAUACGCCUGAUGGAGUCCGAACCUUUUUUUUUUCUUGCGGAAACGAAUUUCCCUUCCCCUCGGUCACACUAAAGGUACUAUACCGACUCGAGUUGAGGAUAAAAACCAUGUUUUAUUCUAUAUAAGUACACCUAGUUUUCCUUUCUUAUUUUCCAUGAUAUUAAACGUAUAUCUGCAUUAUUUGUCUUACUAUAUUAUUAACUUUAUCUCUAAAUACCUACACUUACCACGCAUCGGUUCGAAUUGAAAAAAAAAUUGUGUUUUUUCAAAAGUACUGGUCGAUUAUUAUUAUUAUUAUUAUUAUUUAGUCUUUACAAUACUUUGAUAUUUUAUUAUUAUUCCUUUCGCCUAUUUGUUUUCUUCAAAAUAGAUGCCAUUGGGUAAACAUAUUAUUCUAUAAUAGUUAUAUGAUAAAUAAAAAAAUAUAUAUGUAACUUAAAUACGUCCGGUAAUAAUUAUUUACGUAUUUACAUAUACGAUUUUUUAGUGCUGCUCAAUUUGAAUAUAACAAUAAGAUUUUUUUUAUUAUAUUCGUGAUUAAAAAUUGUUAAAC
This is a messenger RNA of Cinara cedri, 77984 nucleotides long. Lineage: Eukaryota; Metazoa; Arthropoda; Insecta; Hemiptera; Aphididae. The record is from the annotation of a GenBank genome assembly.